AUGGAACGGCUUUGGAUCUCUUUGCUGUUGCUGGCAGCGGCAUGCAAAGGGCAGCCGUGUCCGAAACGCUGUAUGUGCCAGAGCCUUUCUCCAUCACUCGCCAUCCUCUGCUCCAAAACAGGCUUGCUGUUCGUUCCUGCUGCCAUAGACCGACGGACGGUGGAGCUACGGCUUCAGGAAAACUUCAUAACAGGUAACAUGCCUGCCAGUUUAUCCAAUGUUUAAUCUUCAUGUGUGUACAGAUAGGUCAAUGCAUACUCAAAAGAAGAAGAAGAAUGCAGGGUUAAAUGUAGGAUUAUUAAAAUGUUUUUAAAUGGAUCAGGGGACAAUGUUCAGACACAAAAUUCAGGAGCACUUUGGCACUGGCAUAACUGCAUGUAGCUAAAAGGGGAAGCAAAAUUAGAUGCAGUAAGUGAAGUAUUCCAGGUAUGCAUAUGCAACAUAUAUGCAGCAGCAUGCUAAUGACUGAAUAAGAUGAGAUAAAAAUAAAUGUAUUGAUCCCCAAAGGGAAAUUCAACACAUUAUCAUAUCAAGCAUUUCAAAACAGCUGUUUGCUCAUCACCUUUCUUCAUAACAAAGGGACGUGACUAUUUCCAAGACAAUACUUUAACUUUCACACUUCGAAACUUUUUUUUUUUUUGUGCCCCGGUCUUGCAAAUCAUAUUCAUCGCUUCCUUUAAUCAAAGAGUCCUCUGGGAUACUUUGUGUGAAAUGUACUUAUUUCUGAGAACUGAAGUGUUGCUUUAUCCUUUUUAUUAUAAUCUGGAUUCCCAUUAGCUCUUACCAAGGCGGCCAACUAAUCUUCUCAGGCUUGACUUAAAAGAAAUCCUGUUCUAUAGUCCACCAAAACAAAAGACACAGGCUGAAAAUUGACUGCUUUCACAUGGUCUGGAAAGAUAAAAGAGCAGCCAUUAACAAUUUCACACAGAUGCAGCUAUUUAAGUCGCACAUUCAGUCCUUUUCAAAAGAAGCAUUACUCCUCUGCAAAUCUAGAGAUUCUGUAUUUUAUAAUGUAAGCCACCAACCUAUAUCUGCUCCAAAUGAGGUUCUUAACAUAUAGAGCCAUACAUGUACAGUAAUACUCACUGAGCUGAGGGCUAGACAGUAAUUAGGUAUUUAUUUGCCGUGUAUAAAAAAAACAUGUGACAGUCGUGCAGUGAUUGCUGUAAAGAAAAAAAAAUAGCACCCAAAGCAUCAGGUCAUUUAUAAACCUAGCUCGACAAAGGUAGGGGAACUUUGUAAAAAGUUGAGACAGAAUAAUUUGAUGGUUUGCAAGUCUUAAAUUGAAAACAGUGCAAAAGAAAAAUGCUGAAAAGUGGUUGUGAUAUUAAACAUGUUCUUUUUAACUUUUAUAUUUCUUAUCUGGAACAGGAGCAUGUUUACCACUAUGUCGUACCACCUCUUCUUUUUAUAACACUUUGUGAAUGUUAAAAAAACGGUUUCUAAAGUUUUUAAAGUGAAAUGUUACUCUAUUCAUGCCAGAUAUAAGAUUUCCGCUGCCAAAUAGUUUGAGGUCUCGUUUUUCUUUUCCUCUUUUUUUACUCUCUUGGUGGUCUGCCAAAUGUUUUCAGUGCGUGACACAUCAGGGCUGCGGGCAGGCCAGCUAAGCAGCAGAGUAGUAAUGCAUGUAGAAUGUGGUUUGGCAUUAUUUGUUGGAAUAUGAAAGGUCACUGACAUUAACCAUUGGCUACUGAAGUGAAGUUUGAAGCCUAUCAAUGGCUUUCGCUGUGGUGGAAAUGCUGACUGAACCUAACCUUCAGUCAAACAGGCAAGAGGCAAAGAGGCGAGGUGAGGCAGGCCUUUAGCUCCCUCACUUACAGCAACAGUAAGCGUGCCUGUCUGUCAAGUCAGCCUCACUGUUACCCCUCACUUUAACCUUCAUAGGUUGCUGCAAAGAUGCUUUUUUUUCAUGCUACUACAUGUUUCAAGUUAAUGCUGAUGAGUUGAUAUUUUUUUAUGUAUUCCUUUUUAAAUAUUCCACAAUUUUUUAAGUGUUUUCCCCCUAAGCUACUGUGAAAUCAGGACUGUACUACAUUUAUAUAGACACUAUUGUAUGUGGUUUUGUAUCACAUAUUUAUUCUCUUUCUCCAUCCCAUUAAAUGAAUUAUACUCAACAUCAAUCAAGUGUUAAAUUGGAUUGUCUACAUGUGGAUCUCAAGAUGCUUUUUUCCUCAAUAUCGUAUACUUUCAAACCAGGAAUUUCUCAAUAAAGCUGACUAUUAUUUUUUUCCUCUAUUCAAACCCAGCUGUUCGAAGGAAGGACUUCGCCAACAUGACCAGCCUGCUACACCUGACCCUGUCCAGAAACACCAUUAGUCAGAUUCUCCCCUCAGCUUUCAGUGACCUGCGGAGACUUAGAGCACUCCACUUGGACUCCAACAGAUUAACUGUGAUCAAGGUAAGGCUGAUGGAUGGAUAGCUGGAUGGAUUAAUGAUGGUAGAAUGUAAUGAAUUGGGAGUGCAUUGAACUGAUUAACGGUUCCUUGGAGUCACACAAUGACAUAUUGUCAAAGCAUAGGCAGGAAAUCAAUAGAGACAACAGAAGGGAGCAGCAACAGAAGAAAAACUUAAGAUACCUAUGAAAAAUUCACCGUAUUUGUUAUGCUACUCAUCACAUGCAUUUUUCUUCAUUAUCCAUCAGGAUGACCAUUUUAAAGGCCUGACCAACCUUCGCCACCUGAUCCUGGCCAACAACCAGCUCCAUGCCAUAGCUCCCCAUGCCUUUGAUGACUUCCUGUCCACUCUGGAGGAUCUUGACCUCAGCUACAACAACCUAGCAGAGGUGCCCUGGGACACGAUCGGGCGCCUGACCAAUGUUAACACCCUAAAUAUGGAUCAUAACCUCAUAGAAAAUGUUCCACAAGGAGUAUUUACCAAUCUACACAAACUGGCCAGGUUUGUAGUUUCAUGGAGUUUGGCGUCCUACUACAUGAAUUACUGUCCAUCUGUCCAUCUCAUGACCAUCUACCCCUCUCUUAUACAGGUUAGACAUGACAUCCAACAAGUUGAAGAAGAUUCCUCCAGACCCAUUGUUUCUGAGAAUCCCAGUUUAUGCCAAGUCCAGAGGCUCCCCUCUCUCCUCCCUGGUGUUGAGUUUCGGUGGCAACCCCCUUCACUGUAACUGUGAACUUCUGUGGUUAAGAAGACUAACAAGAGAAGACGACCUGGAGACAUGCGCCUCUCCCCCUGACCUGAGUGCCAAAUACUUCUGGACGAUACCUGAAGAGGUGAUGUUUUGGGUUUUGUACUUUUGAUGUGACUUUUUCUCAUCUUUAUUGGAGGUUUGACCAAAACCACAACUUUCUGAUUUUAGACUCAAAAUCUAAAAGCUAAAGCUAAAUAAAGAUCACACAAUAUAGAUGCAAAGUAAGUGGACAAUGUUUCCAGUAUAGCAUGAAUUAAACACAUUGAAGGGUCAUUUUCGAUUAAAAGCCAACAUGGUCUAUUGCAGUCUUUCUUAGCCUAGACUGACUCAUGCAACUUCUUUGGUUCAGUUGCACCAAUAGAUGCACUGGAUAUGCAAAGGCCAUGUUUGAAAUGUGGUGACAUGUAAGUCAAUCACUGGUCUUGGAGUGAUGCAGUCACAGCAGAGCUACUGAGCACAUCUCCACACUAAGAUUACUGGGUGUUUUUGAUGUCGGUCUCUGGCUGAAUUAUUUUGGUUUGAGCAGUCAUCAUCCUGAGGUGAUGCUGCAUGGGGGGGGAAUAAGCAUUGAGUGUGUCCUCAUCUUCUGGCAUUAGCAUAAUGGCUUCACAACGUCGCAAGUAUCAUAAUUUAAAAGGCAAGAAAACCCAGUCUUCUGGUAACACAGAGCAUAAACAAACACCUCUUGGCAUCACUGUGUAUGUAGCAACGGAAUUUGCAUGAGCUUUUCAAGGCAGCAGGAAAAAAAAAAACAGUCCAACCAACUCCAGACCAGGUUUGCGUUAAUUUGGUGCACUUGCACUUGACUACUCCUUGGUUCAAGACAUGCCAUGAGCAAAAAGACAGGUGUAGACUACUACCCUGGUUGAAAGGCAAUGAUAUUUUGGGCCUGCUGUGCUCUACUUUGUGCUGCACUUCAGCUACAGACAGCCUCCUUGCACUCAAGCUGCUCUGUGCACUUGUGAAGGGUCUGCUCCUGGAUUUGCCCGACUUGUUAAACAACUCGGGGAGAUUCCCCAUACUGAAGAAAUGCCAGGUGCAGUGUCGACAAAUGAAUUGUUCCUACUCCACAGUUGCUGUGUCUAUUUUAUUUCUAGACUGUCCUAUAUUGGUGCUCCCAGACUGAAAUGCUGCACUUUUGAACAAAGGCAGGAAAAGAGUUCCUGUAUUUUAAUAGUGGUCUCAUAACUCAACAAACUAAAAGGAGUCUUUGAAGUAAAUGGAACACUUAAGGAGGUACUGCAGCUAUAUUUAAAGAGCAUGUUUUCAGUCUUACCAUUCUUUUUUUUUUUUGCCUCUCUAGGAGUUCAUCUGUGACCCACCAGUCCUGACCCGUAAGUCACCUCACACUGUAGCUAUGGAGGGCCAGCCUGCCAGCCUCAAGUGCAAAGCAAAUGGUGAUCCAGAACCUGAAGUCCACUGGAUCAGCCCUGAAGGAAGACUUAUAUCUAAUGGCUCAAGGUACUGGGGUUUUCUCCUUGUAAAAGAAAACUGGGAUCCAUAGCUUGUAAAAUGAUUCAAAAAAGGAAAUAAAAACUAGAGCACUACUCUACAUGCAGUGACGGCAGCAACCCAACAACCCAGUUGGCAAGUGGAAAAGAAAAGGAGGUUGUGUAAAUGUUGUGCUCUAGCUCAGAGCUGUGUGCCAAUGUGACACCAAGUCAAAAAGACUGUGUGUCUCACAUAAUUUUUGUCUUGGCUCUCGUAGUGGGGUGUGGGUACAUGACUCAUCUGGGCCAACUCUGAAUAAGGAUUAAAGAGUAUUUGAUGAGGUCACUUCUUUCUCACAUUUUCAUCUGGCAACAGGGAUGGCGUACAUGUCAAACACAUCAUCACAGAUAAAAUCUCUGAGAAUAAAAUGUCAGUGUUCUCAUUAUUUCUGAUCUUAUAACACUGACAUUUCUCUUUGUAUCUUCAGAUGAUUGAGGGCUGAUAUCUGAAGCUAAUAGAUAUGAAGGACUCUUGGUGAUUAUGCAACCACAGUUUGGGUUGGCAUGUACUGAUGGAAAUGAAGCCCAAAGCCAGUCAGCAACAUUGCCCCUUAGCUUGGCAGUUAUUGCAUUGAUUCUGGAUAAAGUAUCUGGAUGGAUGCUGGUGUUGGCAUUAGCAUCAAGUGCUGCAGGCAGCAAUGCACAGGUGCUACUAAAUGGGCUAAUAAGGAGAACACCGAUUAGUGAUUAGAUCCACAGUGGGUGACAGGAGAAGCGGGCUUAUAUGAUUGUAGUUUGAACCUGAUGGAAGUUGAAUCUAAGAUCAGUAAAUGUGUCUCUGUUUGUUGAGCUAGAUUGCGUGUCGAAUGGCCUCGCUCUUUUAAACAUGAACUUCUGCCUGUGCCAACCCAAGUCGCAGCCUGCUGUUUUGAGAAUAAAAAAUUAGAUCUUAACUCGAUGGUUUGCAGCCAACAGAUGUGACUGAGAGGGGGAUAUUAAAAAUUUAAGAUAAGAGGGAAAAGAAGCAAAGAUGAAAAGAGGAACUGCCUUAACUUUUGUAAAGCCCCUUGUGUAUCUUUUUUACUUUGUUGUGACAUUUCAUUUCUAAUUCACUAAUGAAAGGUUGUUUAUUUAAUAAUGUGUCUUCAUUUGUUCCAGAACUUUGGUUUUCCCCAAUGGAAGCUUGGAGAUCAACGUAACGUCCCUGAAGGAUUCAGGAAACUUUACCUGCAUCGCCUCAAACGCAGCCGGAGAAUCUACUGGACGGGUGGAGUUAGUUGUCACAGCAGUGCCCCACCUGGCAAAUAGCACAAGCCGUAGCCGAGAUCCAUCCUCUGAACCUGCUCCAUCUGAUAUCCUAACCUCCUCUAAGGUUGCACUACCUAACAACGAGACAAGAGGUGGAGAUCGGAGGGUUUCAUUGGUAGAGCUGACAGGAAACUCUGCACUUAUAAGAUGGAGCAGUCAGACUCAGACAACUGGAGUCAGGAUGUUCCAGGUCCAGUACAACAGCUCUGGAGAUGACACGCUGGUGUACAGGUCAGUCUUCCUAUGAUAUGACGAAUGUUUCUGCCUACACAUAGAAUCUUUAGUGACAUUUUUUAAAGGCUCAUUAGUAAAAAGGCGUUGUGCAGUUGUGUGUGAGCUCAUCUGCAGACAUCAGCCUCAGCUGCGAGAAUGAAAGCUGAUGAUAGAUGGUGCAAUUGGAGAUUAGGCAGUCAUGCGGUUGCAGAAGUUCAAUCAACUGAAAUGAUAAAGACAUCUGUAGUGAGUGAGAGCCAUUGUUGGGUUCACUGAUUGCCUGGGCCAAAUGUGACGAGUGAUGCUGUUUAACAAGUCUUAAUGCUUGUCUGUCAGUGUAGCUCAGUGAUGUGCUCCCUGCUGCUAUUAACAGUAUUUCUCUUUGAAUUAUGUUCUGUUGAGUUUCACUUGGCUAGGACUUCUGGCACUUUCUUUUAAUGCUGGAGAGCUAGUUCAGGCAGGCAACUUCACAUUUGCUGUGCAUCAUUCUCGCAAUCACCUGACAAAUAUAACCCCCGCAAUCAGGCAGUUCAUUCAAGAUGCAAGAUUAGCAGUCUCUCUCACCUCAGUGUUAAUCUGCAAACUCUAACUAUGAGAGGUUGAAGAUAUUAUCUCACCACUCCUCAGUGUUUGAGUAUAAGGCUUGUCAAGUUUGGAGAUUGUCAAGCAGACAAAGCAACAGGUUAGGAAAACCUUUUUAAAUCUUGCAAUAAUAAUGUGCAGCUUUAAUUCUACCACAGCAUGCAGCAGACUAUUUCAAUGAAUAGGCAAAAUAUCCUUGGUUUGCUUUUACUUAAUAAACAGUGUGAUUCUAUCGUGGGAAUUAUUCUGAAUGAAAACCCUGUUUGAGAAUAUUUAUGUCAAUUUGAUUCACGCUGUCAGAAAGUUGAUUUAAUAUUAUAAAAAUCAACGCAAGUAAGAAAUAAGGAAGGAAGACGCUGCUGAAAAGUGAUUAUGAUGUUAUUGUCAACCUCUUGAGAACGUUCAUUUAUUCAGAGAGUCGGGCUAACUGUGGGAGACAAGCAGCUUCUUAUGAUUCUGAGCAUGGCAACAGCUCUCCUGCUUAGCAACUGUCUGUCCGCACCUGCCUGUUCAAGGUUGGAUGCAGUCGGUGUGCACAGUGGCCCCUCAGAUACAAAACACACUUGUUACUUGUCAAGUGCAGGUGUGUGAAGAUGAGUGGCUGCAUUUGAGUUCGCGAAGCUUUCUUUGAAACUCGCAAUCGAGCGUAAUGUGUUUGGUUGUUUGCAAUGCUAAUCAAACUACAAAACGACGACAUUACAUCGAUACGAGCUUGAGGACUCAACAGGAGUGAAAUAAGAAGAGAAAGUUGGCAUUGAUCCAUUUACAAUCAUAUACACCUUUGCGCACAUACUUAGACUCUUUUCUUUAUAUCCCUACAGACUGUUUCACUCCAUCUAUACCCACUUAGUUCGAAAAAUAUUGAAUUCUUAAAAAUGUUUUCGUAAUCUUUCCAAAAUGCUUGGCCUCAGCUUAACAUUUCAGUCCUAACCUCAUUUUAAAUCCUCUCUAUAUACAGAUUUUCCUGCGCUAGAUAUUCAAUAUGUUUGUGAUAAAUAUUUAUCUCUCUGCAUCGUAGAUAUGGUUAUACUCAGUGGAAUCUGCCAUUACUGGGCGCAGCCUUCAUAAGCAGUAUUUUUUUUUUAGAAAACUUGCCCAUCAAACAUGCAGUCUUCCUGUGGGGGAUUCACUCAAAACACUCCACUUGGUACAGGUAAGAGGCUGGAUAGUAGGGCUGGGAUGAUAUACUUUUCUCCCAAAUUGGAUUCUUCUAUGAUUUUUUGGAUGUCGAUUCGAUUUAAAUUACGAUUCUACGGUAUUGACGAUAUUCACGAUUUUUUCUCUGCAUUUUUAACACCAGUAAAACAGUUGUAUGAUUAUGAUCGUCUACUGACUAUUCCAGGAACCAUAUUUCCCCAAAAAAUACUCAUCACAUGUAAGUCAGUUUUUAAAGAUGUAUACAUACAUUUGAAAAAAAAAAAAAAAAACGAUUUAAAAAAAAAAAACAAAAGUUGAUUAAAAGUUUGUAAAACAAAAAAUUGCAAUACUUAUGUGAAUUGAUUUUUUUUCCCACCCCUACUGGAUAGUUCAAACAUGAGAAAAACGAAAAAAAAAAUGUUUGUCUAUUCUUUUUUGCUGUGGUGACUCUGACAGGUUUCUCUACUACUUAGAUACAACAGUUCAGCAAAAUCUUCUGGCAGGUAGUAAAGAGAGAAAGCAAAGGCAGGGUGGGUCCAGACUUUUCUGGCUGUCCAAAUAGACUUACCCAGGCAUGACAUGGAGCACAAAAAUAAGGAUAACUUAUUUACCCUUCCUGUUCCUUUGAAUCAUAUCUGAAUUACCUUUCAGCCGCUUGACUACUCCUCUGGAUUCAUCUGUGCAGGUAGCUCUGUGUGUAAAAUACAUCUUAUUCAAAAUCUUACAGUGCAUAAAUAGGGUGAUAAUGAUGGAAAGUGGGAGGUGAGUGGUUCCUGGCCCUUAUUCCUACCGCACUGUGUUUCUUGUAAAAAACAUAAUCAAAGAAAACCUUGGCUGAAUAUCAGCCUUGAUUAACCAGACAUGGGGUCAUAUGGAAUUGAAGGAUUAACCUCCAUUAGGUGGUAUCAUUAUUGAACCAGCUCUGUUUUGAGCAGAAGGAAAAGAAAUUACACAUCUUGAGAGGGUCGGUGUGCAUGAGUCUACAGUACCUCUCUUAUGUAUUUCCUUGGUCAAUAUCCAUUAAGAAGGGUGAGGCACAAUGCUGUACUGAGUGAGGCGGUGGGGAGGAUAAAGGGGGGAGAGGGUACAAAAGUGCUGAGAAGAAAAGAGUAAAAGAAACAGAAAUAUUAGUGGUGCGAGGAGAGGCUAUGAACCUCACAGACCUAAUUACCCUCUGUUUAUUGUGAUAAGAAGAAAUGAGUUUCUCAGGCUUCAUGUGACUAUUUAUGCAUCCUCAAUAGUGACAUUUUCCCUCUGAGGACAAAAAAAAGGCCUCUUCCUACCAGAGUAUCCAGAUCCAGAAUCCUGUGAUCUUUACAUUGCCCUUGACGCCCUUUUUUAUUUAUCUUAUAUUUGAGGAAGCAGCUCAUUUUCAAACCAUCUCCACUCCAGAAAGACCACCGAUAGUCCGGAGAUUUUCUGAGGAGCUCAGAGCUUUAAGAGGGCUCUCUGACGCGGUCUCAAAACCCCCUGACUCCUUACGAUCGAUGCCAUUAUAGCACCGAGUGUGUGUUAGCGUCUGUGCUUGUGCAUUUGUGUGUAUGUGCUCGAAAACCAUCAGUUGACAGUUUAUUAGUUAACCCUGCGUCUGAGACAUGCUCUUCAAACCCCCUGACUAAUAUAAUCAAUGUCCAUUCAAGACAGUGCAUGCAUGUGUGCGUGUGGGCGCGCAGGAUUUGUGCGCGUCAGUGUGGGUGUGUGUUUGUGUUCACACUGCAGCAGCUGGCAAUAGUGUGAAACUAAAAACUCAAUGGCAGUUGGAGUGCCAUCAAUCGCAACAGACCUCUGCAGGAGGGCUCUCUGUGUGUCUCAAGUGUCGAUGUCUGUGUUUUUUUGUGGCCCUGUCUGUCUCUUAUUUAAAGUUAGACCACACAUUUAUGUUACUCUGUAAUAUUGCAACACAGAGAUGAAUUCACCAACUAGUCUUAGUCCUCUUCUAAUUAAAACCACAAACUCAGGGUUGUGUAGAGAGAAGAUAUGCUAGGAGACAAAAGUGACAAAAGUGAGCUAUGUCUUUUGCAGUGUUUAAUUUGCGAUGCUGCGUAAACUUACACGAGUUAAUAAUGAGUUUCUUUGUGUCUGCGUUUUGAUGCACACUGCUGGUGGACUUUUUUUUAGACAGGAAAAUCUCAGUAUCAACUAAACUGAACUGGGAUCAAUCAGAGGUCAAGAAAAGAUCAAUAGUUCAGAUUACACAGGCCUCAACGGGGGAAAACGCAUCCUAGCCAGACAAGCUUACAUUGGUUCAGAUUUCUCUCUGUGGCUGAACAAGACAAAACAAAUCCAGAGCAGCACUUCCCUGAUAAUACACUUCUUAUUUCAGUUUGAUUUACAAGUUCCUGUGUGAGAGAUCUGAGGGGAUGUAGGUGUUCAGAUUUGUUUGUUUCCCAUUUCUCUUCAAUUUUUUUCUAAAACCUCUGACACAUCUUCCCUUUUCUGACAAUGCAUGACAGCUUUAAAAAAAGAAAAAGCUAAAAGCAAACUAAAAGAAUUCUGCAGCUCCUAAAUGCAAGUAAGCGUACAUAAUACUAACCAUUCAUACCCAUUGUGCAUAUCAAAGAUACUGCAGAAUCACUAUCAUACCGCAGACUCGACCAUUCAGUGGAUGUGGUCCUGCUCAGUGUAUUGUAAUGUGAGUGGAAUCUGACUCAGUAGCUUCAGCGUCUGCCAAUCAAAGCAUCCGGUUAUAUGAUUAAUAUUGCAGUGAAAACUCUUACUGCCCUACAAGUGUAGCUUGGAUUACUGCAUGUGGACCUUUUACAGUAUGUAUUAUAAAUGCUGGCACUAAUAUACAAAGACUAAUGAACCACAGUGUUUACUUCAAUGCUGCAAUGCAUCAAUGACUGUGCAACCUCAAACAUACAUAUCUAUCUUUUAAUAAUUAAACUAUUUUAAAACUUUUAUUUUGUUAUGAUUACUUUUUUCACUACUUCAACCAAGUAUAUGUCCUGCUUUUUAGCUCCAUUCCAACCCAACAAGACAAUAAAUUCAAAUAAACAAAACCAAACAAACAAACAAAAAAUAGAGCAUGUUUGUCUCUUUGCAAUGUCGCACUGCCUGAGCAAGGACACACGAAUCGCUGUCGCUGCAUAUUUGAACCAGAUCACUCCUCCGCAUACAGCACAUUCAUGUCUGUUUAUGUUAAAGUCUUUAUCCUCACAGGGUGAAUGUCAGGGAUCCAUAUGUAUGUGGUGAAACUUGUCACUUUACAUUGUUGUCAAUCAGACUGUGAAUGUGUGUGGAGACCAUGUCAAAGAGAGCAGGCGUGGAAAUGUCUGAAAAAAAGCGGUGAAAGUGUUCACAUAUUAUUCAUUUUUAUUCUUGUUUUUGGACGAUAAUCUAUAUACAUAUAUACAGUAUAUAUAUAGAGAUGUAUAAAUAUAUAUCUAUAUCUAUCUAUCUAUAUAUAUAAAUAUACAUACAUAUAUACAUAUAUAUCUAUAUAUACAUACAUAUAUAUAUAUAUAUAUAUAUAUAUAUAUAUAUAUAUAUAUAUAUAGAUAUAUAUAUAUAUAUAUAUAUAUAUAUAUAUAUAUAUAUAUAUAUACAUCUAUAUUAGAGAAUCCUGACAUUUGAACCCCCUGAAUGACCACCUGAAUGGGUCCUACAAUCCAUUAAGAUCACUAACUCGGUGUGUUGUCGUCUCAGUCUGUUCAGCCAAUCUGUACAUGUUUGUGUGAACAUUGCAGUAUCUAAAGAUGAAAUAUAGCACAUUAACCUUCUGCUAUCCAUGUAAAGUGCUGUCAUACAUGCACAAAAGGACACACUCAUACACGAACGCUUCCUGUAAACAUUUAAAACCUCCUUUUAAGAUCAAACCUUGUUUUCCUCUUUUCAUCUUCACCACUUUGUUGCUCAUGGACUUUGAGUAAAUGAAAGAAGAUGAGGAUGUGUGCGUUUAUAUGUGUCCCGGUUGAUCUUGAGAAUUAUAUUCACCUCACAUUUUCUUCACUGCUGAAAACUGACAAGGGCGAAAAGAGGUCAAUGUGAGCCUUCUUCAAUCAUCAUACAGAAACCAACAAAAAACAGCCUCACACACAGGCUGCAAAGAGAUGCCUGUGAGCUAACUCUAUCUUUUGCAUUUGUGGUUGUGGUUCUUUCUAUAAUGGAUUCACAGACUUGUGAAACCUGUACAAAAUGGCAAACUCGGGAUAGAGUACCUGGAAAUAAGCAUGAAUAACAUCUCGAUCACUAGAAGUAGGUGGAAUAUUUGCUUCUUCAGCUAAUUCUCUAGAGUUAGUGCCCAUAAAGUAACUUCAACAAGGACCUUUUCUACACUUUUGUUUGUCAUUGUCAGAUUUGAUUAGAUUUGUUGUUUGAGCACUCAAAUCGUCUCUAAAGGGUUAGAAAAAAUAUAUAGUUUAAAUCGGGAAUAACUUCUAUAUUCCCCUGAAUUUAUUUUACAUACAUUAACUAUAAAGUGUGGAAUGCUGAGACCCACAACUUACGGUAUAUUUAAAGUGAAAUGCCAAGCAUCACUUAAUUGAAAAAUAAAUGAGCUGGAGUCAGCACAUAAGUGGUAUGUCUGUGUGCGUUUGUGUGCAGGUGUGAAUGUACAUCGGUGGGUGGCUAAAGGGUAGUGAGGGAUAAAGCAUUGGAGCAGGUGAUGUGAGCAUCUGGAGCAAAGCUGGGUGGUCUGAGGUGUGCCUGCAAGUGGGUGACCUCGUGUAAGGCUGUAAGAGGAAAAUAGCGAGAGAAAGAGAGCGAGAGAGAGAGAGAAAAGAGCGAGAGAGUAUGCCGAGCAGGUGGGUGCAUGCAGCCUGAAUAUAUUUUUCCAGUUCUCUAGUGUAUGAAGCACAAAGAGUCUUGCUCAUGUGUGAUGUGCAUGUGUACUCUUUUAUGUUUGAUGCGUUUGUGUAGCUGGUUUAACAGUUCAAAACCUCAAAAAAAAAAGAAAGAAAAAAAAGGAUUUUGUAGGAAUAUAUACAAAAAGACUGAACCGAUUAUGUUUGUGAGAAUGUCAUAUCUGCAGGAUGAAAUCGAUGAUUCAGAAUCUAACUGAGAGAUGUGAAUAACAAGUCAGUCUUGGUUAGCCACAUUAUGCACUGAAUUACAUUUUAAUGAUCGAGCCUUGGCCACAUGCAUAUGACCUUGGUAUAGCAUUAGUCAUAUUACAUGGCUCAUAAAAACAUGGAGGCCAAUACACCAAAGCUUCAUUUCUGUUCUGUGUGGCAGCAGUGUGUGUUGCUGAGAUCUAUCCCUUAACACAGUGACGUUGAGGGAUAGUAAGACACGCUCGCUAAAAUUUACUGCUCUUGGCUUCUUAUGAUGGCCAGUAACAUGCUCAUGUAAACCUGAAGAAGUGUGUUUGAUGUAUGCGAUUGAAAAGAUAAUGCCGAUACCAGCAUUUUUUUAUGAUAGUAGUUGUUUUGCGAUCAAUCUGAUCUUUGUAUCUUGUCAUCAGGACAGCUCCAAUACGCUCACCUCACUAUUGGAUACAAACAUUACAAUACGGUAAAGUUAAAUGAUGUUAGACAAUGGAAAAAAUGCAAUUCAAUAUGAUGCAUGUUUCGAUAAGAAACAAUACGUGUGAAGAGAUGCGACACCAUACAAUGCCAUGAGCUGAAAAACAACUACGAUACGAUAAUAUGAUUCAAUAUUACAAAAUAGACAGGGCAUGACACUAACUCCUUAGGAGCACACGUGUUCCUAAGUUGAAAAAAUAAGGAGCACACAAAAAACUUUAGGGGCACAAUGAAAAAAAAAUGUAUGUCUUCUUGGUUGAAAUAAGUACUAGUAUUUGAAAUCUAUUUUAGGUAUUUUGGUCACAUGACAUGGAAGCUAUUAAAGAAAAUGUUCAAAAUGUGCCUUUAAAUUUAACAAAAACAUUUUUAGAGGGAAAAAUUAGGGAACUAAAGAGGUGUGUUUUAUUGGUCGCCAUAAGUACUAUUAUUUGAAAUCAAUUUUAGGUCAAUUGGUCACAUGACAUGGAAGCUACUGAGGGAAAACAACCUUAUCUGAGAACAUCAACCGGUAAUUUAUUGAAGGUCCCUUAAUCAACACCCGACCUUGACAGCAAGGAUACCGAGUAGAUUUAACCGCGCUGCUACUGCCGUUCCCGGUUAUGGAGAGUGAGGAGACGCCAGUAGAUCCUCAGUGAAUGUCCUUUGAAUAUCCAACCUAAAACUCACUUCACCUCAGUGUUCAUGAAAAAAAAAACAUUUGUUGCCUUGGCUAAUUUUUUUGAUGCGCACACAUCUAUUUUAGUCGCAAAUGCAAGCGAAAUGGUCGCACUGUCGAGCCCUGAUAAAACACAAAACAAUACAAUAAGACACUUUAAAGUAUGGUAUGAUACAGUUGUUAAGAUGGAGUAUCAUAAAACACAGUACAAUCCAAUAUGAUUUCAAGCAAUAAAGUAUGAUGCAUCACUAUAGGGUACCAAACCGUAUGAUAUGGUACAUUACAGUACAUUAUGAUACGUUACAUUAUGAUAUGAUAUUAUAUAAUAUGUGAUACGAUGUGAUGUGAUGUGAUAAGAUACAACAUUAAACGAUCUGGUAAAAUACAAUAUAGUAAGAAAUAUUACAAAAUGGUUUAAUACAACUGUUUGGACAUGGCAUGAUAAAGUUCAAUACAAUAUGCGAUACAAUGCACUGCCACUGGGCACAAUAAGAUUUAAAGUAAUACGCUAUGAUAGGACAGGACAGAAUUUCCAGUAUGGGUAUCCAAGUAUUGUCUAUGUGAAGUCAAUCCUUCACAACUGCCGCCCUGCAGGGGGCGAGAAGUAAUGACACUAAACACAAAAAGAAAGAAAGCGCCAUCUGCUGUUUAAAUACAGGUGAUAGUAUUUAUCUUCAUCUAACCAAUUACAACUGUUCACUAGUGUUUAACUGUCUCAUGAGGUAACAUUAGAUCCCUAAUCUUCCCUGUAACAGGUCAGAAAUGCGACAUGGAUCUAGUUCCUCCAAUUAAAACAAUAAUAAUUAGACUUACAGAUAUAAUUACUGCCACUGCCACAAGCAAUUACAAGUUAAUUACUGUUGCAGUCAAUGAAGGUCUCGCCAUGAACACUAAGUAUAACAUUCAUUAACUUCGUAUUAGUGUGGAAAGCUAUCCAACAACCAAAUAUUUUUUUAAGAUGUGCAGUAUAAGAGAGUUUAAGUUCAGGCUCAUACUGGCAUAACAGACUUUACUGUCAAACUAUCAAAGGUAUGCACAUCCACAUCACCCACACACACACACUCACACACACCCACACCCACACUCUUAUGCAACCACCACUGGUGGUGAUGAGCAGUCAGUGUGCUGUAGGUCAUUGUCAUUUAAUUGAAUGAUUCACUGCGUGUGUACUAAUGAGCUCAAGGGCCUAAUGAUAAAUGACAGUUCAUUCAUGCAUGCUCACACACGUGCACACUCAUACACACACACCCUCACAUCAUUGGUACCUGCUGCAUGUGUGCCAUUGAAAUGCAGAUCUAAUGAGUCAGAUCAGAGAGGUUAAGUUCAAAGACACUGAAGGCACGGUCCAUUUAUUCAUCUCUCCUUUUUUCCUCUCCUUCCCUUUUGUGUUUUUUCUUCCUCUUCCUUCAUGUGGGCUUCUCUCGAGUGUUCAUCUUCUGCUCUGUUUAAAUAUUCAAUUUAACUUGUACUUUCCCUCUUUCCUCUCAUCUUUUCUGUCUGCUUCCCUUUAUUGUAGUUCUACCCUCCCCUGUUUUGCCUCGCUCUGCCUUCUUUUCCCUUUCCUCUCCCGGAAAAUGCAGAGCUCGGCAGAAACGCCGCCAGCUGCCUGACCAAUAAUCCCCUUGUUUGGCGUCUUGUUGCUGUUUUCACCAUCGCCCCAAAUCGAUGUUUAAUUAUCCCGUGACACGCCCCCAUCCCCCGUCCCCUCUCUCUAGUUUUCCUCCUCUCCAUCCACUAUCCCCUUCUCUUCCUCCUUCCUCCUGCCCCACAGUGUAACCUUGAGAUCAUCAUGGAUGAAGAGAAGAGUAAUUAAAAAGACACAUGACACAUAGCAAGAGAUGAAAACGGAGGAGAAGAGAAAGGAAAGCAUGGCAAAAAAGAAGAGAAGGGAUAGAGGAAAAGAGGAAAGAAAGGCAGUGGGUUGGAUGGGAAACCUUGGAGGAAGGAGGGAGGGUGAGCGGUGCAAGGAGAAAGACAAGAGGAUGAAGGGGGGAUUUGGAUGGUAAGCAGGGAUAAGGGAUGGUGGAUGGAUUGCUUCCCUCAACACUCAAUGAAAUAUGAGUAAACAAAUUCUUCAUUAAUGAUGGAGUUCCCAUCAUGUGCUCUCACAGGCUUAAUAUCUGAGCAUGCUUAAUCUGUGUCUUAAUCUGCCUGCUGGUGUUGCACUCAGACCCUCUAAAGUGAUGUCUGAACGGCAGUCCAUGACUCCUAACAUCAAUAUGAAGAAUCAUUCAUUUAAUCAUUGCUUCCUCUACAUUAUGACAUGAUUAUUUUAGAUCAAUGGUAAUUCAGCUCUGAAGUCAUUCAUGAAAACUCAAGUCUGCACUAGUAUGGAAGUAUAGAGUUUCAUAAUAUUUCCGUAAACCAGCAAAGUGGACACUAAGGUCCUUACACACGGGGAACGACACAAAUAUACAACGCAAAAUUACAAAAUAUUCUGAGACGAAUUUUGAUGCGCCUGACUAUACGCACCAAGCGCGAUGCGGCUUUGCGACUCAAUUCUGAUUAGACACUAGUGUUCAGAUGGCUGUCUGUCAGGAUAGCAUGUACUGAGUCAGUACCAGAUAAGCACAUUAAACUAUAAUCCAUAAACAUAAGGUAACAACAGUGAGACAGUGAAAAUACAUAUGGUAUGUUGUAUCUGAACAGGUUAGCUUACGAGCUAAAGUUACUUAGCACAGAUGAAAGUUAAAACAAAGACGUUUAGCAAACUGUUAAAGUACACAAACCAUCGUCAUAUGAGAAAUCAGACACUAUGACUCUCCACAAGUUGUCCUUCAGGUCGUUAUCUUUGUAAUGUUUGUGUCUUUUAUAAAAAAAAAACUCAGUUCUCCGACACGUAAACAAUCAGCCGGUCGGCCAUGCUGGAUUUACCAGUGAAUCUAAAGUCGCAACAACACAAAAUCUGAUUGGUCAGAAGUGGGCACACAGUAUGCAAAACUUUAGAAAAUUCGACCGUGAUCUGAAAAAAAAAAGCCGCAAUAAUAGGACGGGAAAACAUUGCUGAUGUGAACGCUUGUAUUGACAGGAUAUGGGUUUGAAAAAAUAGAUUGACGAUGAAAUAAUCGCACGAAAAAAACGCACCCGUUGUGAAAGGACCUUAGCAGUACAAACAUGCAUAUGUAGGUUGAAAUACUUCAUGAUGACUAUUAUAAAUUGUAUAUUCUGUUAUAAACUAGGCACCCAAGUAUGGAAAUGAUUGAAUUAUAACACCAUACUGAUUGAAAUAUGACACUUUUCUUUCUUACAAGUUAAUCGAAAAAAAAAGGGUUGACCUUUAAUCUGGUUAAAUAAUUGCUUCGAGGCUUAUUAAUAAUCUCUCAUGCUCGUAUUGGUGUGAGUAGAGGCAAAUUUUAAAGAAGAUGUAGCCAGUCAUACGACAGUUGGCUCUUCUGAAUGGUUUCUUGGUUUUUCUGAAUCAAUUUUGAACUGGGAAAUUAUAUAUUGCAAUGUAUUGAUAAUUGGAUUUCUUUACACAGUCCCACCAAAAUACAUACGGAUCUUAGUCAGCACUUAUGAUUAUUAGUAUUUUUAUCUUGCAAAGGGCGGAGAAUAUUUUAGGAUCGAUAGCUAAAGAGCCAAGUCUCACAGUUUCCUGUCAGUGAAAUCAGAUCUAAUAAAUUGAGUGUAAUGCAGCUCCGUUUGGUUCAGCCUUAAGCUUGAAUGAGAUUCAGAGAGUAUCCAAGACUUCUGUCUUUGUCCGGUUUGCAUCUGUGUUACACUUGAGUAUGGUACAUAUAAACGACUGCUAAAACCGAGUGAGUGUUUCUUUAUAACUAUUAAACUCCCCCCCCCCCCUCGGUCUAUUAUUGGCAUUGGUUGCUUUAGCCUCCACAUCCGGAUUGAAGCCUUAUCCUGUUAUCCUGCAACCAUGAGGGUGGGGGUGCGGGGUUAAGGGUUAUUAAGGGUGGUUAGGUUUAGGAUUAGGGACAGGAUCAAGAGGGUUAGAGGAAAUCAAUCCAAUGCCGUACAAAAAAGAAGAAAAAAAAAAAAAAAAGAAAGAGAACUGUGACAGACGAGAUGCUCUCAAGGGCCAGAAGGCACUUUGUUAAACCGGUCAAAAUGAAAGUAACAUGACAUUCACUUUAAGAUGAAAGUUAACUAAAUAACAGAUCUGGUUCUUUUAAAUAAAGUCUGACGUCGUUUAUGUUAUCUACAUGAGAAUCAAGGCAAAAAAAAAAAGGUAUAUAGGCUAAGUUUGAGAUUGUCAACAAAUAUUAAGGGGUUGCAAGAAAAGAGUAAGGAUUUUUACGGUAAAGCGACGUUUGAAAAGUCACUUUAAAUAUUAAAUAAAGUAUAGGAUAGUAAUAAGAGUAUAAAAAGCUUUUUGAACCUCAUCUGCCAACUUUGCAAACUUUAAUGGUAACAUGUGAAUAAAUUGUGGAACAAGAUGAUUAAUUUCCUGUAUUUUCUACAUCAAAAUUCCAUUAUGUUUUAACCCUCAUCAUUAUUCCAGCCUUGAAUAGUUCCCUCUUUGUGGCCUGUCUGUCAAAUAGAACUGCAUUUUCCUCCUAAUAAACAAAGAAAUGAAUGUCUUUAAAUAAAAACAUCCCAUCUAUUUUAAUGCAUUUCCUUUUUUCUGUGUAGAAACCUCUCUGCCAUUAAGCUGUCUAUUAGUCUGUGCAUGUUGUGCUCAGUGUGUCAUAUAGAGCAGGAACCGGACACAUGAAGUCUUAAUGACAAACACGUCUUGUUUGCCGGUCAUAUGAAACAUGAUUACAACACAGAUAUUGACGUGCUCUGUGGGUGUCAAGGAUAUCAGGGAGCGAUCCAUCGGUUUCCUGUAGGUAUAGACUUGAAACAUAAUGCUCUCUCUCUCUCUCUCUCUCUCUCUCCCCUCCUCAUUUAGUCCUACUUUCUUUAUUCUUCCUGCUAUUCUCUAGCUUGAUCACUCUAUUAUUCAUAUCCUUGUCCUCUCAUCCCUUUCUGGGUAUCUUCUUUUAUUUCUUCUUGUCUUCUCAUCCUAGAUUCCCUCUAUAAAUAAACAGACAUGCCUUCACACUUACGCAUCCAGAGCUCUGGUCUCAUCCUGUUUUAUAUAUUUCAAAUGACGCAUGCAAUAACAUUGAUUUGCAGAAUUCGCAGUUAGCAGCUAUUGUCUGAAUCCUCGGUACAUUUCUCCAUUUAUAGUAAAGCCAGUAUCCAUGCGAUGCUUAGUCGCAUUGUUAUGUGGCAUAUUUCCUCUUAGGUAAAGCUGCACAUCAUGGGGGUGGUGAUGUUGAAAAAUAAGGCACAUUUUGGAAGUGAAAAUAAAUCUGCAGUUCUUUGAGGGUUCACUCAAGGCUGGCUUCAAAAAAGCCAAAGAAUUUGGUCGGAUGUUAAAAUGCCAGUUUUUAUAGCUGAAUAAAACACUUUUACAACCUGGUUGAGGAAUUGUGUUGAUCUUAAAAGCUCAUUUCCUUUUUCAUGACAACUGUGUGGGCGUUUCAUUGAACAAAAAAACAAACAUCCCUUUUUGAUGAUAUUGGGGCUAAGCGCUUAAAAGUAUCUCCACCAUUAGAGGUUGGUUCAUUAAUAGACAUAAUCAGUCAUUCAAAUAAUGACUAAUAAUCAAUCGAUUUUGGUCUGAAAAUUCUGAUGGGUCCAUGCAGGAAAAUCUCAUCAUGCAAUCCAGAAAUACCAGAUAUAACUCUCAUACCCUCAGAACAAAAACACAGCAGCAAGAGAGAGAGAGAGGGGGCACCACAGCAUCUUUGACGACAAAACUGCAGCUGACUAAUGCCAUCACACACACAAUGUCAAUCUGGCGACAUAUAUUUUCAUACCAAUAGCGCCACCAAAUGGCAGUGUUCAAGAUCUCACGAUAUCAAAUACUCAAGAUCGAAACGACGUGACAAUAAUAAAAACACAAAGGCGUGAACGGCGCACACCCAAUACACAGCAAUCAAGAUACAAAGCAACCACACACAAUAUAUCGCAGUCAAACAGCCAUUUUAGCACCAAAGACAGGUGGAAACUUCCAUAAGGAGCCCACACCCACGCACGUACCGCCAGUUACGCAUUACAUAAAUUCCACUUUCAUUCAAACAAAAUGUAAAGAAUAAUAGACUCACUGAUGUGGAUCACUUUUUGAGGAGGAAUGAUGCUCUGCCGUCUUUCAUGUGCGCAAUCUUCUCUGUGACGUUGCUGUAAAAUCCAACAGUCCAUCGAUGAGUUCACUUUGCCAUGUUGCGUUACCGAGCUGAGCUUGAGAGACCUGUGCAGUUCCCACUCUUUCUUCUGAUCAGCCAAUGAGAAGUGCUCUGGGGCCCUGAACGUCAGUCGUUCGCCAUCUCGACUGUGCUCCACCUAGCAGAAACAGAGGCACAAUUAAUUAUUCGCACACAACAGCGAGUUUCUACAGAGUGUGGGAAAAUUGCAAUCAUCAAAUAAUAACAGCAGAGAUCUUAGUGUGGACAAAGUUGAAUAUUUUAUCAAUUUAUACUCAACGACAUUUUUGACACAGGAAAACUUAAACGCUUAUAAUCCUGUCCUCCACCGGCCCCUGAUGCAACAACGCCAUUGAUGAGGGUAGUGAUUAGUUGUUGAUCAAUUUGGGCCUAGAUCUGAUAUUUGAGUUUGAAGUAUUGAAAUUCCUUACAUUGUGUUAGAAAUAUACACAAGGACUGCCCUCUAUCUGCUGAAUCAGGCAAGUGCGGUUAUUUUUUCUACUGGUUGAUCUGGUUGUUGGUGGCUUAUGUGGUCCUUCAUAACCAAAACCUAAUAAACUUUUACAAUACACAACUCAGCAAAAAGCUAAAUGGGAAUAAGUGUGCCAACUGCUGCCAACAUUAGUGAGCUACGAUUGAUUAAUGAUAAAUAGGUGGUAUCACUGAGACCUGAUCCAAGGUCUACACACUUUAUGAUGCCAACUGCUGGUCACUCACCGUCUCAAAUUGUGGAGCCUUUUCAGUCAAUCACUCCACUCCAUAGUGAACCGCUGUUCUUCAAAUAAAUGAUUUUGACCGAACGAUGGAUCAGCUGGUAUGAAGUGGCACUGCUAAAUCAGCAAGCCUUGCUGUGCAUCCACCAUGAUCUGUGUAGCUACUUCUUCGUCGAGUGCUAAUUUCUAGCAAAAAUACAAAGCUCAGAAAAGGCUCCCUUUGAAUUUUAAAUUGGCAGUGACGGGCAAGCUGCUUGUAAAACGUAGACAGCAAAGCUACUACUAGCCAUUAAAUUUCACUUCACUACACCAAAGCUACCCUUGAAUGACAUGUAGAAAGCCAAGCUACAACAAGUGCAAUUUAGGUAGCUAUCAGUUUAGGAUGAUGAUGAUACAUGAGGAUGUCACAACACAAUGUAAGAAAAGGAGGUAUUCUUGUUUCAUGCACUGGUUUGAGCAAUGCUGUGCCGAUCUGACAUUUUCAUCCGCAGCUAAACCAGUUUUGUCUUCUUAGUCAUGUUCCACAUUCUCCAUAGUCACGAUUUGGAUCUGAAUCAGACAACAACCUCUAUGAGUUUUGUACAACUUUAUAUGUCCACAUGAGAAAAAUAGAAGAGAAAGUAUGUUCACAAGAAAAAAAAAGCAGGGAAACAGAGAGAGAUGAUUCAUAUAGAUUUCUCUGAAAUCAAUUUUCACCAAUAAAAAAAGACCUUCUUACAAGAUGACAACAUGAGAGGAAAUUAUUUUAUUUUCUCCUUUUUUUCAGUCUAAUCAAAGAGCACUGAAUGAACAGGGUCUUUAAUAGAGGUCACUGAGUUUAGAUGCACUUGUUAUGCACACACCAGGGCAAUGCAGAGAGGAGGUUCAGAGAGCUUUUUGUAGAUAAGGACAAGCUUUUGAGACUGAACACCAAAUGCAGAUAGUACAAAGAAAGCAGAAAAAGAAAUGAGGGCUGUUUCUGUGUGUGUGGGUAUAUAAGUGUGUGUGUGUGUGUGUGUGUGUGUGUGUGUGUGUGUGUGUGUGUGUGUGUGUGUGUGUGUGUGUGUGUGUGUGUUAGAGGAUGACAUUUUUCGGGAAUUCUCGUGGGUCACGUGAUUCCCACAGGAAUCCCAUGGGAUGGGAGUCAUUUUUUAAUCAAUUUUGUGAUCGGGACAGGUCGGGGAAAAAAAGCAACAGGAGCAGGAACAACAUUAAUAGAUGAUCAUUUUCAGUUAUGUUAAACAACCAGAUGAACAGAUGCGUCCAUUUUUGUAGUCAUCUCUCAGCGAGAGCCAACACUCUUGAUGGCGCUAGCAACACAAAAAAACUACAACAGUGGUUUGACUUCCUGUCACCACCGGAAGUGAAAAAAAGAAGAAAAAGAAGUGAAAAUUAUGUGUGUCGCUGCUGGCGACGAGCGACUGCUGCUCCGACUCGGCUGCCACUUUUCCCUAAUUUUUUUUAUUUUAGGUAAAAGUACUUUUACCUAAAAUAAAAAUGCAACGUUAUUUUUUCACGUUUGGUUUUAUUCAAACUGGAGCGGGACAGGAGUUGGAGUAAUUUUGAGUGGGAGCGGGAUGGUAGUGGGAGUCAUUCUGCGGGAGUGGGACAGGACAGGAUAAAUUUUUUUUCUCCGGUCCGGGAUUGGGAUGGGACGGGUUUUUUUCUCUGGGAGUGGGACGGGACAGUAGUGAAAAUCCGCUCCUGUGUCAUGCUCUAGUGUGUGUGUGUGUGUGUGUGUGUGUGUGUGUGUGUGUGUGUGUGUGUGUGUGUGUGUGUGUGUGACAAAGAGAGAGAAAGAAAGUUUAAUAAGUAAUGGCAUCUGGAAUUGUUUUAGCAUCUCCCUAACAAAACAAAAACAAAAAAAACAAAAACACCUAGCUACCUUGAUAUAAAUAUUUGAUCAGUAUUUCUGAAUAAUUUGCUGUGCAGUUUCACAGAGCACUAAUCAGUUAUUUAUAACAUCUGCCUGAGACACGAGUACAGGGAGUUUAAGGAUGCCAAAGGCAGUGAAUUGUUUCCACCAACCUCUUCAAACACAAAAUCAAUUUGAGCAAAGGGAUGCUGCGGAGGAUACUCUACUCUGUGUCUUCAAUACAAACUGACACAAUGUUAAUUUGUUUACCACAAUUGACAGUACAGCUGAUGAACUUGGCACUUAUACAUGUCAGUAAGUCGGAGAGGUGUAAUGAAAACAAGUGUGCUGACAUGAGUAGUUAAGCGACAGAACUUUGUUGUAAAUUAUGCACUCUUUCUAAAUCAUAAUAAGAACCUUUUUUGGCUCACUAUGUACCAUAAAAUGGUACACUGGCUGUUUAAUUGGUGAAAUACGCUGUAAUUCUGAGAUUAAUUCCGCCCUUUACAGACACAAGUCAUUACAUCCAAAAUAUAGUUUAAUAAUCUCCCCAUAAAACCUCAGCUAACAGCCGAACGGCCCACUCAGUAUAUCACAGACCUUAGAAGCACAGAUGCUAUCUUCAAGUCUGCAUUAACAUUUGCAUCUGUGGUUUUCCUAUGAAGCAUUGGGCAUGAACAAGUGGCCUCAUUUACCCUUGUGCAAAUGAGACAUACUAAGUCUUUAUAACUUUGAAGCUUGAGCCAGUUAUCCGUAAUUAAAUGCCCACAGAAAUGCGCCAUGCACACAAGAGAAGUAAAAUAUGAGUUAAAGUUUGUUACAUGUUCUGUUGCAUCAGCAGUAGAUAUAAAAUAAAUCUACAAUCAUCUCAUGCAGAUAGUUUGUAUCAAACGUUUAAUCAGACACCUGGGUCAGAGCCAGAACUGUAGUUCUUGUGCUGCUUAAGCUCAGUUGUUUGAGCAAGCACCACACAGGCCGUAGUCCUUGUUGCACAGGUCACAGGAUCUAUGUUCGCAGUCUACAGGGGUCAAACAAUUACAGUUUUUCAAUGGCUGAUGCUGAUGCAGAUUGAAAGAGAAGCUUGGUUGAUGGCAGAUCUAUAAUGUCAAUAUCAAAUUAUGUUUUUUCAAUAAAACAACAGGAUCAAUAUUGAUUAAAUCAAGGAACUGUUUGAUUAAAUAAAUAUAGACAGAAAAAUAUUUGUCUCAAUACAUUUUUGCCAGAAGGGACUCUUGGAUAUGAAAUUAGUUGCACAGUAAAUAUUUACAUCACUAUCAUUAAACUGCAUUAUUCUAUACACCACACAGUUGUGGAUUUGAUAUGCUGUUAAAUGCUAAUAAUGAUGAUAUUAAACUCGUGAGGUUCGAUGCUGAUAUAAUGAUUAUAACAAACUGCCAUUAACCCGUUAAAUGCAAGUCAAUACCUACAAGAAGAAGUUUAAGGUAGGAAACCUUUCAAGGUUAUGUGUGUCCAGGGUUUGUUGAUGCACAUGGGGAGCAAAUGUGAUUAAAACUAAAAUACAUUUAUGUCUCAAGACAAAAAUAAAACAAAAUCUAAAAUUAACACCAUCAGAGCACACAAGUUGGAAUGGAAAUUUGACAAAAAUGAUCUUUAAAAGAUUUUUUUACACUCAAAAAAGUGGAUUACACAGUAACAGCAAUGAGAUGAAGAGUUUUGGCUCUUUUAUUACACGAGUAGUUGAGUAUAUUCACACGGACAUUUAAAGAUCUGAAGUUCUUGGGCAUAAAUGUAUAUUAGGGCUGAAACAAUUCCUUGAAUACCUCGAGUACCUCGUUUACAAAUAAUGAUUGAGGAAUUUUCUCUGCCUCGAGUACUUGUUUAUAAGCUCGAUGUUUCGCACAGAUUCUUUCGAAAGGUGACACAAUGCGCUUAUGUCACCUCGGUAGAAGGAGGAGUAAGCGCUGCGGAGCGGAAAAAAAUGAUGAGAGGGGCUUUUCUUGCAGUGUUGCCAACCUAGCGAUGUUAGCGACUUUUUGCGCUUGUUUUGCGCUUGUCCUCUAUUUUUCCGAGUCUGGCCUUCAUUGGGGAUUGGGGGCUAUAGGAAAUCUAACUUCAUGUGAGUCUGCCGUUUGGGUCCAACUACUCAAGUAAUCGAUGGAAUAUUCGGUAGAAUACUCGAUUACUAAAAUAUUCAAUAGCUGCAGCUCUAAUGUAUAUCACAUUUAAAGUUAUCACAAAUUAACAAAUCUUUGUUUAUAAACUGUCUAUAAAGCUGUCCUUUACAUUGAUUGUACUGUCACACAAGCCACAAACAACACAGUUAACCUGCACCACUUCACACUGCAGUAGAUUUUUUAUGUAGAUGGGAGUUUGCCGUUGCUAAAAACCAGCAGACACCCUGUCCACUAACAAAAGCACCAACAACGGGCACACAGGCAUCACAACCAAACCCAAGAGCGAUGGAAAAAGGAGUGUUGGAGGAACACAAUAACUUAAAAUUGGUCUGUAGAUUCCCUAAAUCUCAACCUAAACCGGCAGGGUUCUUGGAAACUGCAUAAGUGAGUUUUAGGAAAAAGUUGAAUGUUGAAAAUGAGGCCUGAUAUUUGUAAUCUUGCUGCUAAUGCCCAUGUCUGCCUGACAUUUAAAGGUAAUUUUUAGAGCUGUUUUCACACCAACUUCUUCUCUCUUAGGUCCAAAUGACAUCCAGCAGACAAUUAUAGCUCUCAGUGUAGUGUUCUUUGAUCCCCGUUUACAUAAACAUUUCUUAAGCACUUUGCCUGAUGCUCUUAUCCGGAGCGACUUACUUCAAAGAGGUGCAUACAUUCAUUUUCAUUUCGCUUUUAUUUCGCUCAUUUUCAUAUUAUUAAUAUUCGAGGCAGGGAGAGAAGGAAAUGUAGGGCAGGGGGAAGAGUUAGAAGCAAGGAGGAACAGUAGAAUGCAGAUAAUAAAGGGAGAGUUACAGGUUAGAGUUGAGGAAAGAUAAAAGAAAAGAGGUGGGAAGAGGAGGGAAAAGAGAGAGUGACAAUGGGGGGAACGGUGAAGGAGUGUGGAAGGGCAGGGAGCAAGAUAAAAAGAGGAAGGGAGAGGAUGGGGAGAAAGGUGAAAAGAAGACAAAAGGUGGAAAAAGAGUGGGGGGAUAAAAGAUAAAGACAUAACGGAGCAAAGGAGACAAAGAAGAAAGAGAGGAAGGAAGGAGGCCUCAUUAGGAGCAAGGACUCAGGCUACGCUACACAGAGGACCUACUGCCAGGGGUCCCACUGAACAGGAUCCACUCACAAACACCAUCUCUUAUUCAUCCACAUUGAGAGAUGAAGGUGCAACGAACUCAGACGACUAAAUGGUACAAAAACAAACUCUGCACAUAGACAUACACUUAUGUGCAAACGAAAACGCACACAUAUUGAGAGUUCAGUUGAGCUAGAAGACGUACACCUAGAUGGAGUGCUGCCAGUGGGAAAUCAUCAAAAGUACAUGACAGGUUGCUGAGGGUUGACUUUCCUCUGCACUUGUAUUUCACCAUCUCUCACUGGUAUCCAUAUCACUGCCUGGUGUUUCUCUGCUACUGGAACACAGUGAUAUGCGGCUUUGUCCUGGAUCAUGUCAGUCCAAUAAAAAAUAAAAUAAAAUCAAUUUGGUGGUUUCUCUUGUUGAAAGACAGUGAAGAACAAGUCUGAAUGUUUGCAAACAAAAGGGGUAUGAAGCACUUCUGGGUGACCAAAGCGAUCACAGAAGUGGCUUGCUGAGUUUGGAAGGAUGCCCAGACAAUGGGCAGUCUGGAGCUAACAACUCCCUUGUGUCUGGAAAUAUAUUUGGGUUUGUUUUGUGUUUCACUAGAGGAAUGUACAGCAACAGGGAACUUGUUUUCUCUCCUGUUUUAAAAUCAAGGUUCUGAUUAGUCGGAACCAAUUUAUGAAGAGUGGACCGCUUUGAUUUGAGACUGCAGGAUUGACUCAUAUCAUAUCAAUCAGCAGAAAAAAGAAAAUAAAUAUGGCUAAUUGAUGGUCCAUAUGCUAUAAGGGAAAACAAGAGAGGUCUUAAAAGACAAAAUGAUGUAUGCCAUGACUGUGAAAUUAACAUCAUUGAAGAAGGUAAGGUUAGUGAGACACAACAUUAAAGCUCCUGUGAGAAACUUUUGAUUUGUGUCAUAUUUGGCGCCCCCCUGUGGACAAAGCAGUCUUUGCAUAAGAGGACAAUUUAAGAAGUAUUGUUAGACAAAAAUUUAAUGCAUCAGACUUUUCUCAGUCAAAUGUAUCAUCCACUGCAAAUAUUUUAUAUAGUAACUAUUAAAAAGAAGAUAGUUUCCUCAGCUGCUCAGCUGACACCUACCACCUCCCACCAGUUUGAGGCAUUAAAUAUAACACUGUGAACGCAGGCAGUCUUGUCAUUGAUUGUCUUGUUUGUUUUUAAUGGCAUCUAUGUGAAUUUCCUCUAUGCAACAAACUUUAAAAACUCAUAACACAAGCUUUAAAGGGCCAAAUCAAUGCUUAUUUUUCUUGUAGUUUUAAAAAUUAUGUCUUCAACGUUUAUCAAUUUGUUCAUUUUUCAGAAGCUCGUACUUUUCAAGUUUAAAAAGUAGCACAACAGAGUAGCAACAAUCUUUUGUAAAGCAUAACUCCUUUAUGAGGGAAUGGGAAACAAAAAUACUUAUCCUAAGUUGCAGCUUGAAGUUCUGCAAAAAAGGAAAAGUGUUGCAUUAAAAUGCAAAUAAACCUUGAGACACUAUUUUAGGAUGAAGCCCAAAUGGUUAAUUUUAACACAAGCCCCACCUCUAAUGAGGCACAAAGCUAACCAUAGUUAAAGAUUGUGGGGUGACAUCCAGGAGUGGCCAAUCAGAUUUAAAUGGAGCCCCUGUGGACAUUGCCCUGACCAACAGCAUGAGAUGACAGCGCUGAAUAAUUUAACAGUGGUACCCAGGUGAGAAAACAUAAGCUGUUCCUGCCUUCUCAAUCUGGGUAGCUCACUUCUUGCUAUUUUUGGAAGUGAAGAUUAAAUAAGUCUUCUGAGUGCAUGAAAAAUGAUAUUACACGAUGAUAGUGUUUUUUAGAGCAUAGUCACCAGCAAUAAAAGCACUUGAGCUGUUGAAAACUUCAAGUUGUUCCGCCAUGAUUACCACCACUGUUAGAACUAUGAAUAAGCAUAUCGAGGGUUUCAAAGGAUGGAUCUUUCAAUGACGGCGUACUCAACCUACAGUAAAAGACAGGCAUUAUGAAGUUUGAUGACUCUUAAUCCUGGGAUAUCACAUCAAACAGAAUGUGCAUUGUUUCAUUUCAAUCAUUCUACUCCGGUAAAUAUCUAUUCACUUAAUUGUUGUAAGUGGUGUACUUCAUCUUCUGUUCGUGACUUGCGUUGUCAGGCUUUUACUGUUCAUAGCCUCUUGUGCUGAAAGGUUAAUCUUUCCAAUGGUUGCGCAAAAGAGUGCCGGAGAACAUGAAGUGUUUGUGUUAAAAGGUCGACCAAUCUUCAAGAGGAGUUGGCUUUGAUUGUGAUGUUUCAAAGCUAAGGAUUUUAUGGCUCUCCCGUGUCCUGAGCUAAUAGCCUCACAUGGGCACUGAGCAAUCACCGCUAAUUGUUGAAAACAGCGUCCUCGUCACUGCUAAUAGGCUCAUGUCUCAGUUUCAGUCUCUUUUAAUUGGGCCAUUUGAGUUUGUUAUAUUCCACUGGGGUGUGUGCCUGAGUAUGUGUGUGACUCAGCAUGUACACAUAUGCGUGCAAAUGUGUGGAAUCUCUCAUUUAUUACUGAAGCCAGUGAGAAGUCUCCAUCCAUCCAUCCAUGUCCUGUCUCAAUCUCUGUCUUCCCUCCACCUCUCUGCUUUUAUACAGCAGGAAGCCACAGUAAUGACCAGCUCUUAAAUAUCCAGCAUACACACUCUCCCAGUUAUAUGAGCAAGACCUCAGCACACACACACACUCACUCACACACAGCCAUGGGAACACACAUAGAAGGUGUGAGUGCUUAUUAUGAGGCUCAUAAAAAGGGAUAUGGAGAGUGCAAGGACAGAGAAGAUAGAUGGAAAGAGGCAUUGCUCUGCAGAGGAGAAUAAUCACAAGCUACUGAGUCUGCACCGCGCUGCAUUUGAUCGUAAUUUACAUGCAUGAAUGUGUGUGUCUGUGUGUGUGAGGAGUCAACUUGGUGUGCAUCUGUACACAGAUCUGCAUGCAGCCAAAUAGUAUAGUUCAUCGUCUGCGUAUAUGCACACUCGAGUGCUUCUUGUUGCAUAUGUGUGCACAUAAUGAGAAAUAAAUUAUUAAUAAAUUAUAUGAAGGCUGCCGUUUGCAUCAGUGUGUGCUGCUGCAAGCAUGUGUGUGUGCAUGUGUACGGGGCUUUGGUGCAGAUAAAUUUUGAUUUAAUAGUGUUGUUGCAUUUGCUGACACUGCAUUUGCAUAAGCUUAAGUAGAUCAUUCUCUGAGACAGCAUGAAUAGGGUGUAAACAUAUAACAGAGUCAGCCCCUGUCAGUCCCACACGUCAGUAUUAAUGUGUUAUUUCCUGUUUUCCAGCUCCUGAACUCGUUCUCUCUUCCACUUCCUUCAUUUUUACUUCUUUGUCUCUAGCUUUUCAACUGCUAUUCUUUCUCUCUUUAUCUGCACAUUUUUGGACUGUAUCUCUUUUAUCUUUGUCCUACUUUAUGCAAGUUUAUUUUCUUCAUUCAUUCUUACAGGAAGUGAAUGAAUUUUAAAUUCCUUUGGUUUUAAUGCAUGCACUAGAAAUUAGGGCAGGACUGGAUUAGCCAAACAAAAAAAACUUACAUUUCCGGGGAUGUGGAUGUAUGAAGGGCUUUGAAACCGAAAAGUUUUUGAUGCACUGAAAGAGCAAUGAGACUAAUUCUAGUUACUGUCCACUUACUCUGUCCCAAAAACAAAAAAAGUUUAUGCUAUUGUAAACUGAAGCUGUAGACCUGUACCAGAUUCUGCAGUGAUGACUCAGCCUUAUUCCUUUACACGGUGAAAGUCGUAAAAAAAAGUUUAUGUUCGGCUGAAUUAAUGAACCAAAAUAUGUGUUCAAACUUUGACAGUACCUUGGUUUGUGGCUAAUUGUUUGCUGAUUAAUUGCAUCAAAAGAUUAUCUUACAUAAAACGUUCAGAGAGGUAUAUACUGAAUGCACCAUGGAGGUUUUAAACUAUUUUAUGUGGUAUAUAGUGUGCCUAUUUCAAAUCGUACACGAUGUGGCAAUCAAUGCAAGAUCCAAAUUACCGAAAUCUUUUCAUUGCAUCAAAACAAUCCUUUGCAGAUACAAUAUAUUUGAUAUGAAAGUGUUAUCUUGUUGUUCCUGGUUUGCAUCAUCUUUGCUAUUAGGCGUUGAGUGUUUUGAUUAAUCAGAAUGAAGUAUUUAACGCAGCAAGUUGAUUAAGAAAGUGGGUAAUAAUAUUCAUUUUGAGCACUUACAUCAUUAGCAUACAUAAUAAAGCAUCCUUUUGUGCAUUUUUUUUUUCAUUCAGUGGCUUGUUGUUAAAGCUAGUUCACAUUAUUUUUUAUAGGGCCUGAACCCAAGUCUUCCAGACUAACCUUCAUCCUGUGUUUGCUUUUAAAUCAGCUGUAAAUUUCACUAAAAAUAAUUCUCUAUCAUCCAAUUUGGUUCUCAUCUUUAUGUUACCUUGUUAGGCUUCAUUAUCCAUGAAAAUAUUGCUUAUAAUAUUUUUUGUUGUGGUCCUCUGGGCCUUUCUUUGUCAGUAUACCCCUCACACAGACAUCUAUACUGAAUUGAUCUCACGUGUCUGGACACGUGAGAUCAUCAGUUCAUCAAUUUUUUUGCUCUAAUUAUUAGAUAUUGAUCUAACCAGGUCAACAGCGACCCUAACACGACAAGUGCCAUAAUUUAAAUAAGAGCAUCUUAUAAUUUAGUGCAUUUAUUUAUUUAUUUUAUUUUUAUUUUGUUGAAAUAGAGGUUCCUGACAAGGUCAAAAAGUCUUGAUGCAAAAAAGCAAAUUUAAGUGGUUCUAAAAAAAAAAAAAACACAGAAGGAGGGCUAAAGAAGUAUUUGUGCUGGUUUGAACCAUCCAUUCACCCUGAAUGGAUUUAAUGUUGUUUAUGUAUAGACUGUAUAGACUGUAUAUCCAUGGCUGAAAUCCUUAUUUCUAACACUUUCUCUUUGUAUGCCGUUACAUGAGCGACCAAUCCAGUUGCAGUCUUACAAGUAUUUUGCAGGGCUUCAUCUCAGGGACCUGUUCACAAUAGUGUUCGGUUAAAGAGAGGAAGCACAACCUGAUCUAACUUAGAGUAACGCAUUUAUCAUCCAGCGCCAGUACCACACUGGGACAGACAGUUCUAACACAGGCCCUGAUCUUCUGCCUGACUACAUUGAACUGAAAACACGUUUUUUUUGCUGGAGUUUCUAAAACCUCCAGCGUGUAUCGAGAAUAGCUUGUCAUUGAACUCAGAAGUCUAUCCCAGCCCUUACAAGACUCUUAAGCCAUUAACAAGCAUCAGCCACAGCCCUACUCUCUCCCCCUAUGGCCCACUUAGAUGGAUGUAAAAUUAGGCCUUAAUCCACCAGCUGAACUAAAUACAUGCUCCCUGGUGUCAGCACUGCUUAUUCCAUAAUAUUUCAUUUCUCCCCCUCAUUUACAUUCAUGUUCCCUCUUUUCCCCAUCCAGUGCACAAACUAACACUGCUAUUCUCUCCUCCCAUCUAUGAUAGAUGCGUUAUAUUUAGCACAUACCUCCUGCUGUCAACCCUAUACUUUAAAUGAAUUUAAUCUCCUCUCACUCUCUCCCACUGCUGUUGUGUCUCUGAUUCUCUUUUGCCCUCUUUCUCACUCUCUCUCUCUCUCCGUGGUUGAUGGGCCAUGGGCGGUUUGUGGAUCAAUAGUUGUGAUAAAUGGGAGGAAAUCUGGCGAUAGCUCUUGAAAAUCUAACCUAUUACAGCUGGUUUAGGAGCAAACUGGUUAAGUGUCUGUGUGUGUGUGUCUGUGUGUGUGAGCGUGAGCAUGUGUGUGUCAGAAUUACUUACAGACCAUCAGAGGCAGACAGGAAGAAAAGCAGACAGACAGGCUGUAUUACUUUGCUCUGCCGUGAGCCAGUUCAGAAAUGCAAUCCUUUUUCCCCGUGGAUACCAAUACCCUGUUGUCACUGUCCAGCUAUACAAAGAGGCUAUUUUAUUAUCCUUCGUUUUCAGAGACCCUAUUAUCACUCUUGUUUUUUCCCCAUUAUCUGACAUUACUGUGGCUCUGUUGUACAUCUCUGCCGUGCAUUCCUUUCACGCCAGCAGGCGAAAUCACCAAAUUAUAAAAGAUGAGAGACGCGGUGCUUGCAAUUACUUUGCAGAAAACACCAGCACCUUACUGCGGGGUACCUUAUUUGAAUGCAACUCCUAUUUUGUUCUUCAAUCUCAUGCAUUUCAAGGUCACAAAGAAGCAACAUGCCAUACAGCUCGACACAGAGAGGCUGCAAAGUGAAUCGGGCACGCAGACGGAGACAGAAAAACAGGCCGGCAAAGACAGGUGAAGGAGAAACAGAGGGUAUUUUCUCGGUAUUGAUAUAAAAAAAAUACAAAUAUUUUUAGGCACAAUGUAUCUACUGGACUACAAAUCACAUUAAUGUUCAACAUGUAAUCAUAAUAAUUAAUUAUAACAACACAAUGAAAACAACUCACUUUAUUGCACUUAAGUGUUUCUAAAUGGGCGCUGUAAGCCUAGACGGAACAAGACAGCCGUCACCACGUUGUAAUAAUGUGUGUGAGAGAGUUUGCUCUCCUUAAGAUCUUACAUGGGCUAAAAGAGGAUGAUUCAAAACAAAUAUGAUGAGCUUCUGGUCCAGCGGUUUUAUUACUCUGAAGCAAAAUAAACACAUAAAAAUGAACAGAGUUAUAGAUCUGGGCUCCUGGCCAAAAAGACAAGUAUGUUGACUGUUUUCUGCUCCAGCUGCUUGAAACUGGGUCACAAUCUUUAUUGCCAGCACCUGUCUUUGUGCAGCUCUGAACAUCAGUGCUCAGUGUAGUGAUAGCAGAUGUAUUUCCUGUCCUUUAACAAAAAUAUCUAUACCAGUGCAACUUUUGUAAACCAAGGAAGAACAUGUUUGACUCUUGGACUAAGCUCGAUGUUCAGAGACGUACAGAAGCACAGUUUAAGAGGUUAAAUAGUGGAACCAUCCUUUUAUACAGUGUGUUUAGGAGACACUCCACUGCUUGGUUAGUAAUUCUGAAUGUGACAUACAUGCAAGUGGUGACUCACUGGCAGGCCAAAGAGGAGCACAGCAGGACAGCUUUUAAAGUAAGUUUCUGGAUCAAUCUCAGUCAAUCUGUGGUUUCGAGCAGCGUGCAGAGUUUAUGUAUAGAGUAUGUCUACCUAAAAAUGUGAAAUCUGUGCACACAGGAGCAGAAGCUGAUAUAGAAAGUGUCCUAGUUCUGUUUGUUGUAUUUUUUUUAGUCUGAGUUUGAGUGCAUACAAAUAACAGACAGCCCAGAUAGAGAACAAUUGCGGACAUUGGUCUCCAAAAGGCUUUUUAAAAUGUAUUUAUGUAGGAUGGGCCAUUUUUGAGUGAUAGUAUACUCUACAUUGAAGCCAUAAGCCCUUUAAUCCAUGAAUAUAUUGACUCACUCUAUGAUGUAAUACAAUUAUCACACUGUUAGGAGAAAAAUAUUUUACUUGGCCUAAGGCUGCACCAUAUUGGAAAAAUCUAACAAUUUUUUUAAACCCUGUGAUAUAUAUUGUGAUAUUAAAAAAUACAGGAAUUUUCACCAGAUGACCUGACUGGCACUUUAUGUUGUGCUGCACUGCGGAAGUCUUGUAGACAAUUAACCUGCACUGAUCUUACCUCUUUUUGUGAGUGUUAGUAGAAUGGCUUCUGUCUGCACUUUUUUUGGGCAACAAGUCUUCAUUUUCAGUGUUUUUUGUGCUUAUUUUGCAAUCAUUGUUGUUACCGGUGUUGUGCCGAGAAACGCAUGCCCGCCGAGAAUUGCAUGCACCUAGCAAAAUGUGCACCGCUUAUCUUUUAUAAGAGUCCAUGUAAAUGUACAAUUUAAAACCCAUACAAUUUUUAUUUGUGGGGCUUAACAGUGAUAAGUAAAGUUCCGAAAGUAAUUCUCAGUGGGUAUGCGUUUCUCAGCACAACCCCAGCAGCGCCAGCGACUCACUCCAUGUGCAGGGGCGUGGUUUCCUUCGCUCUGAUUUUGAUUGACAGCUUGCAGGGUAGUCUGAUUGGCAACUGAGUAAAGAACGAAUGUGAUGGGUGGAUCGCUGCACAUGCAGAGUCACAUGCAAUGUAUCUCAGUCGGCUACCCUUGAAAUUAGAUGAGUUCAUUCGCCUCCAACAUCGCAGGCUCUGUAAUGUGAAGAUCGCGCACACAUACAUCACAAUGACAAUGCUCAAACGAUAUACUGUGCAGCCCUAACUGGACAUGUAAAAACUGACCCGAAAUGUGACAAGUUUCUACAUUUUAGGCAAUAUUUGUUACAUUUCAGGCUUGGCAUCUUGUUACAUGAUUGACCAGUUAAUACAUUUUGGGUUUUUUACUUUUUUUUUUUAAUUACAAUUUGGGUCAUUUGUACAUUUCAGGCUCUAACGAACUUGUUAUUAAACAUGAAAUUACACUGAACAGUAUCACUUCCAGUUGGUAUUGCAUACUAGUGUAUUUGUUGCUUCCAAACAGUCUAACUGCUAACUAUAAUAAAUGUAAGUUUCCUUUCAGCACCAAGGACAGCUCCAGUAAGAGGCUCCUAAAAGCUCUACGUGGGUACUGAUUCAAGAAUCAGGGUUAAAACUAAACUGAAUGUCUCUGGAAACAUUCCUCAACACAAAGGCCAAUGAACGUCAGAAAAUGUAGCCCACAGGAACAAAGUGCUUAAGCCUACAUACCACUACAUUAAGGCUGAAAGUCUUCUUCAUGAUACAAGUGUGUAACCGGGAGACUUCAGGGAGUUGUUUCAUAGAGUACCCGUACAACACAUUUUUGCUCCUGUCAGGGUUUAGAAAUAUGGUAAAGAUAAUGGGGUGCUAAACUUUGGAGAUAAAUGAUUCUAUUAACAUAAAGAUAAAUGACUUAAAUAAAUAAAAAAAAUAAACCCAAGCAGAUUGAAGAUACUGUUGAGACACUGUUUACACCAUUAGAAUACCAUUUGCAUACAGCACAGAGUGUAAUUUGUUCGAUUUUUAAUAAUUCAUGUGUAUCCAAGCUUAACUUUCCAUUGUUUGUGUAUGUGUAUGCAAAUCUAACACUUGAAAGGAUGAGUCCUGUUUUACAAACGUCCACGUAAUAGCAGAUAAUUGUAAACAAAACACCUUGUGCGACUCAAGUCACUCCCUUAGUUAACACUAAAAGGACAUUACAGUUGGUCUUAACAAGAAGAAGAAGAAGGAAGAGAAGAAGAAGAAGACAACGAAGUGGAAGAAGAAGACGACGAAGUAGGAGAAGAACAAGAAGAACAAGAGGAACAAGUAGAAAGACAGAAACAGCACACUGUAAUAUACAGCGGGUCCGCGCAUGCAAGUAGUUUUCUCAAGUGUCAUUUACAAAUGUAUUUAGUGCUUAUGGAGGGGACACAUUAGAAACAAAGGCAAAAGGCACUGACUCUUACAUUACUGCUAAAUUACUGUGAAUAACCAACAACAGCUCUCUCCAGAGCGCUCCACAUUAGUUAAAUUGAACAAAGUGCUCAGUGAACAAUAAUAACACCAAUGUACAAGCACAAACACCCACCUAAAGCAAGCUGCUGUGUUUCUUUUUUUUAAUUCAAACAUGAUGUACGUUCACAGCCCCAUCAACCUCAUUGAUUUGGACAUGUUAAGUAUGUUCUUCCAGGGUCUGAAGCAGCACUAUCAUCCCCCAUAGUGACUGUAAAUUUGGCUCUAAUCAACCCUGAUAGAAAUAUCUCCCCAUGCUGAAGCUCUAUUCAAAGGAUUUUUCCCACUCAUGCUAAUGUGUCCCAUGAAUCCACUGCAUUGAUACCAAAAGCUGCUCUCUGAACUCUGGACUCUGUGGUGUGGCUCGUUUGGGACGGCUGAAGGAGGGAUUAGGGUUUUGACUGUGUUUGUGCGGAUCUAAAUCCCAAACAGAGCUGGCUGACCUCGGGGGCGGGUGUAGAGAAAUGAGUUCAUCCUCAAGAUAGACACACACAGAUUCUCUCUCAACACUCAAACACACGCAGACACUUCUUCUCAGUCUUUCUCCCUAUUCCCUUUUCUUUCUCGUUCACACUCGCACAAACACACACAGAGUUUGGUUGAAUAAUGGCCCAGUGAGUGGUGUGCCUAUGGGGAAAGCUGUCAGUUUAAUUGAAUCCAGUAUUCUCCAUUCUCCCUCCCUGCUAAUUGAUUCUGUCAGGCUCUUCUGCUUGACAAAGAGACUGACAUUUCCCCCCGCAUGGUUAUGACUGUCACAGUGUGACUGACUACUCUGUGUGUUCCUGUGUUUGUACAUGCACAUAUUUGCUUAAAGCUGCAGUAUCCUGCGUUAGCGUCUCUGUGUAGGUGUUUUUAUUUAUGAGGCUGUAGCACUUUACUAAUUCCGAGAGACAGGACAGUCAAGUUGGCUAAGUGUGUGUUUAUAUGGGCCAAGGCUAUGUAGUCAUGCUCAUGUGUGUAAAUAUUGAAUAAUAUUCUUGACAUUAGCUGGUGUCCUGCAGGUACUCAUUUCUGAGAUUUAUAGAAAACGACUUUGACACACUUUAUAAAAAUCAAAACACAUAAAAAUGAAUGAGGCAUUUUUCGAAGUUAGAUAACCACAAACUUGCUAAAUAUUUCCACAUGAUAAUGUCAAGAUCAACUACAUUUAUUGUUGCAUAAUUACCACAGAUAAGUACUUAGAUAACCCAAGAUGUUUCAGAAGAGUUUAUUUUAGGGAACUGUAUUUCAUUUUUGGUCUGACUGCAGAGACAUACGCCAGAUGUCUCUUGCAGCCAUGUCCUUAUAAUGGAAUAAUAUGACAAGACGUGCUUGGGCAUAACAUGAAUAAAAACCAUUAUGCAUUGUUGGUAUGACACCUUGUCAUUCCUAACUCAUCAAAUGCAGCAGCAAACUCUGGGGUCCCGAGUCUGACUCUUAUCUGUGGGGUUGUCAAGUGAAAAUGUCAUCCCUGUUUGACUUAUUCUGUCACUGAUAACAAAUAAUACAAUUAAGUCUUCAUCAAAGUGGCACGGGUUGUAGAAGUCGGGAGUUAAUACAGAUACCUAUGCCAAACAGUGAUGGGCAAGAUACAUAAAGGGCUCAAAAAACGAGCAUUAAAUUGUGAUUGCAAACCAAAAAGUUGCAUGUGCUGUUAGUAGGCGUGUUGUUGUUGAUCUAUUUAAAUGACGUUUCUGUCUGUGCUAUUGGCUGUCACCAUCGACAGUUUGGAAGAGGAGAGUGUCUGUAAACGAAAAAUGAAGUUUGAAGCCAUGGAGUUGUACCUAUCGUUUUGGAGAAGCCAGCAACCGCAUAAAAGCCUUGUUUUGUGUCAUUUACUGCAUCCUGAGUGUGUGGGAACUGGAUAUACUUGUCCACCCUGCAUGACAAAGCACUCAGUGCUUGUUCAGGGAGACACCGGCACGAUCUGCGAUGGUGCACUGGAAUGAUACAGACGCAAGAAAAUGCAGCGUUGCACAGAGUUUUUCCAUAGGAGAUAUUGUCAUGGAUCCUUUUUGUGACUGUCAGGUCAUCCAGCAGCUCAAAAGUAGCAUUGCUUGAUAGACUAUAUGUCUGUACUACUUUUUUCUAUUUCUGACGGUACAAUUAUGUUGACACGCACAUAGAAGAUUCUCUCUCUCUCCAUCAGUCAUCGCACCUUUACUUCCUUCUCGCCACAAAGACCACAGCCAUUUGUGCGAAACGCUGUGCCAGUUUGCACCUGCCUUUCAAACGUGCUAAAUAUAGAUGCAAAAACACCGACUGCUACCAGUUUCAAGUUUGACAAAUCACAUUGCAGGUGCCAAGUUAUUCAAUUUGCAUCUCUUCCUCCCAGUAUUUUGCUUGUUUUGAUAAUCUUGCAUAUUCAUGAAGGCAAACACGCUAAAUGGAUUAGGCGUGGUAUUUCGCUUAUUUGAUAGACGCAAUCCUUGGUACAUUUGGUUAGUAGAUCAGCUUUGUGUGCUCUGUCAAGGUUUUUACUCAUGGUUUUUACACGCAAACCUCUCGUAAAUCCAGCCUUAGUCCAGGCGUGGUUAUAUAUAUUGUCGUCUGGCCCAACUUAAUCCUCUCUCCCAAUCUAUGUUCUUUACAUGGGCAUUUCAAACUCUUCCCUACAAAUGUGUUUGCUUGUUUUUUAACUUUAUUUUGCUGUUUAUCAUUACAGCCAGGGGAGCCUUUUAACCAAAGUGUCAACAGCACCUACAUCAUUUUUAUUUCAUUACACGUCAGCAGUUGAUGUAUUGCCUUCACUUCAGGCCAGACACUCUAGGUCCUCUUUCUGCCCUUUCAAAUGAUAUGAGAUUGGCAGCAGAAAGAAAACAUACACACCUUCUCGGUUACACACGCACACACACACACACACACACACACAUAAAUGUAGCAAACAAAGUGGUUCGGGCCAUAUGCAACUUGGAAAUGUCAGUUUGACAGCUGGUGCAAAAGUAGGGUGCUAAAGUGUUUUUUCAUCCGUCUCAGAGAAACACUCACCUUUCUGUCAGGUCUGAGAGAUUUUUUUAGAGUUGAAGACUUAAAAACAAUCAACUUCUACUCAGCCAAGAACAAGUGUUAUUUCUCUCGCUGACACAAGUCAAACUAUAAGCCAAGAUCACAGAGAAAAAGAAAAGGUAGAAGUCACUAUACUUGCAGUCAAAGAAAGCAUGGAUCAGAAGUUGCGUUACAAGAUAUUUUCCAUUUGAUGCAAACAAAAAAAUAUCCUUUAAAAAGGUUGAAAACACACUCAUGACAAGAGCAAACAUUUGGAAGGUUGUGUACAGGGCAAAUCUCCCAGGGAAGCCGUGUGAGGCCCGAUUCACUUCCUGCUGCAAUUCUUCCUCUUCACAACACUCAUAUAUUAAGACAGUAAUGCAGGGAAGCCUUGAAAUGACCGACAACUAGGGCUGGGCGAUAUGGCCUCAAAUCAAUAUUACGAUAUAUUGAGCAGUUCACCUUGAUAACGAUAAAUGGACGAUAACUACUCCACAAGCUGCCCAACCCCUCCCACUUAAACUUUGUCUACUUCAGCCGCCACAACGUUUGAACCGUCCUCCACUUAAAGGGACAUGAGACCAUAGCCUACCUACACACAUCCAAAACAAACUUUUAUUUAUUAAUUUUGUAGACACUAAAUAUAUUGACAUGGGCAAAAUGACGUUAUUGUCGUAAAUUUCGGUAUCGGUAAAUUUUCGGUUUAUCGCAGUCCUACUGAAAACAGACUAUUGUACAAGAGAAAAUAGCUGUUUAAUAGCAUGUUCUCUUUUUCAACCCUGCACUUAUCAGUAUACUGUAUAUAUAUAUAUAUACACACAUAUAUAUAUAUUCGUUGUAUAGCGUACUACAUACCUGCAGUAACCAACACAGUGUAUAUAUUUUUAGCAUAUUCAUUGCACUAUAUUUUAUAUUCAGUUCAUACCUGCACUGCCCAUAUGUACAUACCUUGCACUUUACUACCUUGCACUUCUGGUUAGAUACUAAACUGCAUUUCAUUGUUCCUGUACUUCUACUGUGUUCAAUGACAAUAAAGUUGAAUCUAAUCUAAUCUAAUCUAAUCUAAUCUGAUCUAAUCUAAAAGUUAAUGUGUAUGUUUGGUCAAAUCAACAAAUCAAAUCAACAGCAAGGCAAAUGCAAUCAGGCGUCACCUUGACCAGUACAGAUGUGAUGUCUGUCGGUCCAACAGUGGUCAGCGUUAGCAGUCACAUGUACAAUAAAUAGGAUUUAUUUAGAUACUGUUUUCUGAUUUUUCUUUACACAUCUUUGAGUUAUUGCAUUAUGAGCCAAAAGUGUUGUGAGCCAAAGCUGCGUGAGAGACUGAUCCCACUGAUCAAAUUCAACUUUAUGUCAUUAUCGUUAGAAAAACAAUAAAGAUAAAAUGACGGGUAAUAACAUAAUAUGGCAAAAACUUGAUGACUCUAUAUAUUAAUAUGACAGAAAACAAUAAAGUCUAGAUACCUCUGGAACAGAUCCAGGUUUUCUUCACUAUUAAAGUUCCUGACAGUGAAACUCACUCAAGCACACUGAGUUUACAGCUCAGUUAAACCAGUGUUUUCUUUGGCCUUCAGAUAAAACCAUUGAAAACCUUGAGACUGGAUCAUAUCAGGAUCAUGUUGAUGUAAGAUAACAUGAAGUUAAAGAUUGCUGUGGCACUAAAAGACUAAAUUGAUGAUUUGCUGUGACUGAAUUAAUGCAACCAAUGUCGGAAUCAAUUAGCUUUUACCAGUGACACAGCACAGUAAAGAGUAUUUCAUGUAGUCUCAUUUUUUCAUUUAUAGGAAAUGCCUGGUACAGUAAAAUACAGGCUUUAUAAAAUAUUCAGAGUAUUUACUUUAUGGCUUGUGCAUGUAAUAGAAAUGCAAACAUGUGGGGAAUAAGUAUAAGCACUUAAAGGUGAGUAAGGGGCUUAAAACAUCGCAAGGUGAAUGUAAAAAAAAUAACCAGGCAGAAUGCUUGGCUGGCAACCAUUCAUAUUUAAAUAGUAGCCAGCCAACUUGACAAGCUGUCAGCCUUAUUCAGACAGAGCCACAUGUCAUUGUCUGCCUCCUGUCUUCUCUUUUUUUCCCUCUCUCUCUUUCUGUCAGACUGACUCUAAAUCCGCCCACCUGUCUCUUUAUCUUCCUUCGGUCCAUCCCUGCAUCCCCCCCUCCUCCAGCUGCGUCACUGUCUACUGCAAGUCCUGCUACCCCAACACACCACAUACAGAGACACAACUAAUCUCUGAAUAAUCUCUACCCCAGAUUAUCUGUUUUUUUUUUUUUUUUUUGCUUGGGUGAUGGAGUGGAAGGCAACACAGUCAGUGAGAGAGAGAAGAGAGAUUAGAGUUAUGAGGUCAACACUCGUUCGGCUCAUACAGAAGCUUUGUUGGAGAGUUUUACAGGUGUUGAACCCUGAUGAAGCCAUCUUCUGAUUACCUUCCCGCGCUGCGUCACAUUGACUGUUCAACGGCACGUUACUGCUGCUAGUCUACUUAGAGUUUCUACUUCUAUUUAACAAUUUUAGAUAAUAAACACCUCUGAGUGGUAGUUUUAUCAAUAUUUUAUCAACUGGCUGCUUAGAGAAUAGAUUAAAUCUGAGUCCCUGCAGUCACGCAGAGGUAGUUCGUUUGUUUUUCUGCUUCUGUCUUUUCACUGAGUGUCGAGAAACCAAACUGUUUCUGGCACAUUUAAUGAAUCGGUGUUUUAGAUUCUGAUUUCUAACAGCUUUGGUGCCAAUUCAAGGGUAACUUGGUUUAAACCCAUCGGAAAAAAAAAACAAAAUAAGCUGAAAGUUGAGUAAAAAAUAUUAGAAAAUAGGGAAAAAACAAAUCUGAUAUCAUGAAACUCAAGUGAAAUCUUGGAGUGAUCUCAUAUAUGUUACGUAUGUCAGGACUUCCCCUAGGGCUGUGGCCUCAAAUGUGGAGAUGCAAUUAAAAUACUUAGGGAUGCUUCCAAGUUUGAGAUUUGCUGAGCUAAUUCCUUCAUUUAAUCAAUCCUAAUUUGCAUAUUUGCUGCGGGAGAAUCAGAUUUACCUGAGGACACAGUGCUGAGUGUGUAUAAAGGAUUCUCAAGGCAAAGGGGUCAAAAAGUGAUGGAUGGAAAAAAAAAAAGACUCCCAGAAAGCAUCUGUUAAUUCUUCAACUUGGACUGAAUUACUUCACAUUUCUUUUUUUUUUCUUUCUGCUGUAGUUUAUGUAUUUGCCCCUGUGUUUUAAUUCAUUCUUUUCAUUUUCUAACAUGAUUUAAUAGAAACGUGAUCGGUAAUUUCUCCGCCGUGCUCUUGGGGGUCAGGAUUAAAACAGGCUCAGCACCGACAUGAUGAUCUAUGGUGUGAUAUUAGGACAAAGGCCAUCACUGAAGUACUAUAUUAAUGUAGACCAUCACAUUAUGUCAUGUGCUUAUCUGACAAAGGUCACCCAUUGUUCUGAAAUAUGGGGCUAAGGUCACACUCUUAUUUAGUCAAAGAUCAUUACUGAAGCAGCACGAAAGGAGAUUAAUCAAGGAUAUUAUUUUCAAUCUCAAGCGCAAGGGGCCAGGAAAUAUCCGGUCUUUACAGAUGUGAAAUCUGCUGUUAUAAUUGGAAUACGACCACCGCGCAUGGAUAACCUGACCACCACAGGAAUCUCUUAUUUAUGUUUACUCCCGCUGUGAUGUCCUUUAUAAAGACACUCUCUGCCAGGCUUGUACUUCAGCUGACCGUGACCUUUCACCUCUACAUGGUGGGAAAAUGCGAAGAAGCAAUUUUCCUACCGAGAUCAAUAAAAAUGUCUCGUCAUUAUCAUCCGCAGAAGAGAUAUGGCUUAGUUUCAAAGAGCAGCGUAAGCUCUCGAAUACAGUGGGAAAACUCUAAAGCAUGUGUAUGAGUCAAGGGCUGACCUUCAAAAGCAUAGAUUAUGGAAAUGAAGUAAACACAGAAACAUAUAGCUAUAAGAUUUACAAAACGUAAAGAAGAGUGAAACGAAAAAUGGAAUCAAUCAAAAAUGAUAUUUGAUUAGGAUGGGUAACUGGAUACAAGAAUGUAAAGGUACAUAAAAUGACUAUUGCUGCAAUAGGAUGCAAGAUAAUUAACGUCCCUAUCACAAUCUAGCUCAACACAGCGCAGUUAGAUGCAAUUGGAUGUGAUCCAGCAAUGGAGUUCAAUGAGAUUAAUUAUUCAUCCGGAUUAACACUUUUCACAAACUGGACUUUGUUUUUAGGACGAUACACUUUUUUAUACACUUGGCUCAGAAUGAACAUCGUAACAAUUAACAACAACAAUUAAGUGCAGAUGCACAUUAAUACUAUGUCAUUACUGAGUUAUGAGGUUAGUCAUACUGCCUUUUUAUGUUGGAGCAGCGUGACAUUCUUUGGCACAUCGGGUCUGAGUUGUCAUGUUGCCCAUCUUCCUUGUUAAACCUGUAGAGCUCCCACACUUGAUUUGGAAGCCUCUGCCAUGUUGUUUUGCACAACUCCUACACAAUUUUCCAACAUAAUCGUCAACAUCCCCUGCAUACAUUAACAUAACUUGGGUCUGGGAAAUAUAGGAAGAAUAAGAAUAAAACAAACAAAUAUUAAAUCAUUCGGUCACUCUGAUGAAUCAUUCUCAUCAUUGCUUAUUACUGGUCUGAGCGAAUGCUACCAUAGCAUCAAAAAUGAGUCCCUGAAAAACACAAGCAAGGUUCAGCAGCAACAAUGAAGACUCUGUUUGUCUUCCAGAUUAGGUCUGAGUUGUCGGCUGAAGUGUGACCCCUGAACUAUCCCAGAUAAAUGUGUCCUCGGGGGUCAACCUCAGCAAUUGUUUUCUUUCUUCAUACAGCAAACUGCCUCAACUCGAUCACAGAAUUAAACAAGAAAAACCUCUUAUAUAUCUAUAUUAUUACAUCAGAUUAUACAUUUAUCUUAAAGAGGAUGUCUGCCAACAAAGGCGCUUUGCUUGUUCAGCCGCUUUAUCGUGUUUAAGAUGAGCAUUAAGUCUGAGCUGGUAGGUAAAGACGAUGGCUGCACCAGGGCUUGGCGCUGACAUUAUCUCGUAUUGGUUAUCCCCUGCCCUCUGACUCCAUGAGUGAAGGUCAUACUUCGCGUAGCAUUGAAUGAUUUGUCUACCAGAGAGAAGAAUUGAUUUACUUUAUCUUUAAGGGCAUAGUGUUAAUAGAGAGGAUCAGCUUUGUUCACACAGUAACAGUACCUGCGUGCACUGAAGACGUAUACUAGAGUAUGUGGAGGGGAGCUUUGUAGAUUUACUGAAACUUCUCAUGGAGGGCAUUAAAACAACUGACCUACCGGUACUUAUGACAGUACGCACAAGUGCCAUUUGUAGCCCGUCUGUGUGCUCUUGCUUCCUCCGGGUGUGCGAGAUCUACGUCAGCAAGCUCUAACCGCCACAAGAAAGACAGCUUGAGUCCGUACUCGCACAACCACUUACCUUCCAUCCCUUGUUUACUUUGCAUUGUAUGCUUUCCACAAACAACCUCUCCCCCUCAGGUCUGUUCCAUAUUGAGCAGCAAGAUGUCAUGUUCAACCUUUGUCAGCCACUGAGGGGUUUUAUCUCCCUGCCACACUACAUAACAUAUUGGAGACACACUGCACCUGCAUACUUACCAGCCGCAUCUGCAAUUUUACAUCCCAACCAUAUGAGGCUAGACAUCUGGUUUUUACAGUUUUCAUUGUUAUAUUAAUAUGCGCAUACCCCCUCCCUCCACACUUCACUCUCUGUCAGUCACUUUGGAUUUUAGGGGCUCACAGUGAUGCUCUUCAGAUGGAAGAUAUACUUGAUGUGGUCCAAGUACUCAAGUGCAGGCAUGAGAAGUGGCGUUGCAAAGGAAAGAGGCAUAAGAUCAAGUUCGCUCAUAAGUCAUGUCAAAUAGAGAUGCACCAAACCGAUAUUUGGAUCGGAUAUCAGCUCCAAUGUUGACAAGUUAACUGAGUGGAUAUCUGAUGAAUGACACCCAUCCAGCGCUCCAACCCCGUCUUUUUAUUCUUCUUUUAAUUAAUAAUUCUUUAAAUACAUGGAAGUAUUAAUUUUAUUUUCUGUGUGCUAAUGGGCAAUUUGUAAUUUGUUUAUAAAUAACAUUAAGUUAAUUUAUAUCUGUGUUAAUUUGUUACCUUUUUUCAAAAAAAGCCUGAUGCCUUCACUCAAAGGGUAAGGUACACAGUUCACUAAUUCAACAGUAGUAUUUGAUCGGUAUCAGGUAUUGGCCAAUACGCUCAGCCCAGGUAUCAGUAUCGGAUUGGAUCGGGAAAAAAUGGAUCGGUGCAUCUCUGAUGUCAAACACUGGUAUCAUCAAGAUCUGAUGCUUGCAUGCCAAUUGUGCCUUUGGAGGUACUGCAUUCAGGGGAUAACCUGGACUGACUGUUUUUUGGGGUUGUCUGACACAUUUCUAUCAUUGCUGGCACGCACUCCCCUCCUUUUAAGCUAUUUGAGCUUCAGAAGCGCUUUUGUUGAAUCAGACAAAAGCAGUCAACCUUUGCUUCCCCACAGUGGUAUCAGUUUGGCCACUCAUGACCUUGCUGCAGGAAUAUCUGUUUUUUUUUUUAUCCUUUAGCUUUUAGGUUUUUUUUGAUACCAUCCAUUGUAUACCAAGGACACCUAUCAGGAUUUACAGCUUUGGUCUGACCCGCUCUGGCCAUCACAUUUUGCACAUUGUAAAGGUUACUCAUGUCAGUACACCUGACCAUUUUUCCUGCUGCCCACACAUCAAUUUCACAAAACAAUGUAAUCUAGCCUUUAUUUAUUAAAAAGGAUUAUUUUCCCUCUGCAAGAUUUUGAAGGUACUGAGUUAAAUCAUCAGUGUUAUUUUUCACAGCAGCUGCUCCUUCAUUGGUUCACACUGACUUCUUCUGCCAGCUGGAAGCCUCACCACUAUGCUUCUCCACCAUGUCCUGGGCCUGCCCUGGGCUGCCCUCUCAGUCCACUGUGGCUAGUAUACCUUCAAACACGUCAGGGUUCAGCAUCCCUACCAGGUGCCAAACAACCUCAGCUGGCAUCUCUGGAUGCAGAGCUUAACUCUGAGGCCCUCUGGACUGCCUGGACCAUCGCUGUGUCACCGAUACAGAGCUCAGUCAGUGUGUGGAUAAACCUCAUUUGGCUGCUUGAGUCCAUUAUCAUAUUCCUUUUGGUCACAACACAAAUCUCAUAGACAGAGGUGAAGGUCAGAAUAAAAAAAGGAUUGGUAAAUAAAAUCGCAUGCUUUGUGCCGCCACAGUCCAAUACUACCCCGCAGAUCAUCCUCUGACCCUUUUUUGAAAGGGAACCAAAGCUCAACUCUGAUACCGUCUGAAAUCCAGCAGCAAAACGCUCCGCCGCACACGGGGAAAAUCACAGUCUGUUAGGCAAAGGAAGGACAUCAUUUGUGAACAGAAAUGCCAUCAGAAUGUCACAGAACUGGAAAACUUCACUUUGAUUCCUAUCCAUGUGCAGUGCACUCUGUGAAAAAGGACCACAUGUCUCGGAAAAAUGUGUGCAAUACCCCAUUCUUGGGACACAUCGGGGAGCUCUUGGCAUGCUGUAAUCACUUCUCUUUUUUUUCUUUUUCUUUUUUGGCAGCUAAGAAGAUCAGAGAUUAUCGUGUGAUAGUCUCCAAAACUGAUUUAAGUUCUGAGUUUUUGCAGCGAGUUAAGCAAGAUGUGUUUCUUGUUUUCCAGAGAUUUUAAACAGUUUUUGAUUGAAGAUGAUUAUUUUUUUUAAUUAUGAAUUAUGAACCAUGACUGUGGGUUAUACAGUAUCCAAGUAUCCUCUUUUUUUCAGAGUUUCGUACAGGAGUGAUGUUGAGGAUUACAAAACGGAAACUGAUGCUGCACUUGUAUCCUGGAUAUUAUGUAACUAGUGGAUUGACCUUAGUCUGCUUUAUCAAAUAUCAAAUCCAUUGUGAUGAAGAUAAGCUCUUGUCUAAAAAUAUAACAGCAAAAAAAACAAAAAAAAAACAUAGAGUUCAAGUAAAAACCAGCAGGUUACUUUAUAAACAUGAUGUAAGCAGGGAAGCUUGAUAAGAGCGAUUCCUGGUAUUUAUUUAUUGAUUUAAGAUUUAUUUUUAAGCUUUUUGUCUUUAGUUACAGAGGACAGGCAGUUGACAGAGUACGAAGGGGAGUGAUUGAAAGUGGACUGGUUUCAAUUUGCUUAGCUUAAAGGGAUAUCCCAACGUAAAAGUAAUUUAGGGUCAAACACACCGUAAAACCGAGUUAGACUCUCCCUCCAGAGAUGAAUGUUGCAGACUGCUUGCUAGCAAGGAAGAACAUUGGUGAUCAUUACUUUAUCAUUUCCUUGAAGUAACAAUCAUCAUAUUAAUCAUUUUGCACUACAGACGCUGUGGUUCUUCUGCUUUAGUAUCUUGGUCUGAUUGCAUUUCAAAGAAGAAAUGAAAUGAAAUGAUAGUUGAGGAUUGUUUAUGGCUCCUCAGACUGCUGUGUAUUGCUAUCGUGUGGUCGUUACUAAAGUUGGUGUAACUAGAGAAGAAAGCAGUUGGCAACAUUCAUUUCUCGUGGGGUCUCUAACUCAGCGUUACUGUUUGUUUGACCCUAAAUUAAUUUUAUGCCACAAUAUCCCUUUAAGACACAAAGUUGCUAAGUUUGAGUCAUAUGUGCCUAAUUACACCCUUUCUGGACUUCAUUCUCUGAGAUGAUCCAGGGCUUUUUAUAUCUGCUCAUACUGAUUGCUCAGACUAAGUAAUCAAAGACUGAAACCCCAAAGUUCUUUACUUAAGAAGAAAUUUUUAGAAGUUGGUAAUUGGAUUACCUUUGGGUCAGAGGAGCCAGAGCAGGUGGAUUACAAGUUUGUGUCAGGCAGGAGGACAAAAGAGAUGACAGAGCACAUUGAAGACAAGAGGGACCUGAAAAACACAGAAACUUUCUCAGAAAACGUCGCCUCUAGCUGCUGUGGAUUACCAGGAUUAUAUGUUCUGGUUCUUUCACCAUUAUUUUCCUACUGUCACCCCCUUAUCUGCCUUGUUAGUGAGUGUGUCGCUGCUUUUUCUGACAAAAUCAAAGUCAGCAGAGGACUCUGGAUGUCUCUCAUCUCUUGCUCUUGAGGCUUGUGAUGGGCUGUCUGGAUUUUGCUUGUCUUUCAAAUGGGAAAUCAGGGACUCACAAAGUCAAAAGCUUGUUGUUGCAGAGAGAUUGACCUGUGUGUUCUUCCAUGUUGGAAACUGUGCUCGCAGAUUUAAGACCACAUUUUUUGCCUUUAUUGCUACUGUUACAACCUUGUGCUAACAAUCCUUUGGUCCAAGAUUGAAACUUUUGAGUUGAUGUAAUGAAAUCAAAGGCUAUAAUUAGACAUCAACUCUGGACACAAAAUCACUCCCAAAAGAUUCUGUUAUCAAUAUUGUGUUGUUUCCAUCAACCCCGAUUUAAUCAAUACAGCUGUUCUUCGAUGAAACAUAAAGAAAAUACUCAAUUGAUUUUGAAGGGCAUUUGGAGAGCAAAAGGAACAAGACCACCCUUCAUCACUAAGCAGAUCUAUAAUUUGGAUUUUUAAUUUUUUGCUCUUUAUUACUGAUUCAGCUUCAUAUAACCCUUUCCUCUAGAAGUCCACACUGCAGCCUCUUAAAUAAUUAUGCAGUCUAAUGAAAUCAAAGUGUUUUGUUUGGACAUCUUUCAUCUUUGCCUUUUUUAAGUUAUGCAGCCCAGCGGAAAACUCCUGAUUCCUCAAAAACAAGGCCUCACAGAAUGCCUUCCCUUUAUUGUCUUGUGUUUAAAACAACAACAAAAAAUGGCUGUCAAGGAAACUGUCUCUCAGACGGAAGCGGGCCUCUUUUAUUCAUGCACAAAAGCUGCUAAGAUUAAACUAUAAUCUACACAUGCUCUGUAUGAAAAGCACCCGGAAAAAAAUGUUGGCUUCAUCGAAAUCAAAAUAACUUGACUUCAUGAUGACAGAAAUGUUUACAAGUUUAUGACUAGUGAAAUGAAAUGACUCGUAAAACUAAUUCCUAGGUAAGUCAUGAUUAAAAGAAAGUAAUAUCAAAAUAUUGAGCCACACAAGGAAGUAAUUUGUGGGGGGGACACGGGGGACAUCUCCCCACCACUUUUUCAAAAGCCUGUUUUGGUCCACUGCAGUUUUUUUUUUAAAUUAUUACUAUUAUUAUUAUUAUUAUUAUUAUUAUUAUUAUUAUUAUUAUUAUUAUUAUUAUUAUUGUUAUUAUUAUUAUUAAUAUAAUUAUUGUUGUUGUUAUUAUUGUGAUUACUGUCAUUAUCAUUAUUAUUAUUAUUAUUAUUAUUAUUAUUAUUAUUAUUGUUAUGAUGAUGAUGAUUAUUGUUAUUAUUAUUAUUAUCAUUAUUGUUAUUAUUGUUAUUGUUAUUAUUAUUAUUAUUUAUUUAUUUAUUUAUUUAUUUUUUUGAUCAAAUAGACAAUGAUUAACACGGAAGCAGAAAAUAAUGUUCCGUCUUGGUUGUAUAUAUUUCAGCAAGGCUAAUAUUUUAUAUCUUCAGUUCAGGUUGUGAACUUCAGUGGGCGGGUCUGAGCCGUAAAACUCCCCGGGCUGAAAAUGAGUUCCACUCUGGCCCUGCCUGAAUCUUACUGAGGUUAUCAAUGUAUCUGUAUUUUAUGAACCAUGUCCACAAGACCCCUGCAUGGGGGGUAGGGGUGAUGGUUAAAAGUUAGCUCUAGUGUCCCAAACUGCCUCUGACCAUGAAAGCUCUCAUUACAAGCUAUAUAAAGUUGAAAAACAAAGAUAAAACCAGAGAGAAAAGUACAUCGAGACACUCUAUCUACCUUCACUACCCCAGUAAAGUGAAAAGUAGAGGAGGGAGAAGAAGGAGGACAGGAAAAGCUUUAUAUUCCUCCCCAUUGGCUUAUGUGAUCACCCCCACGCUCUGCCUGAACCUUAGUUCCCCAAAGUUAUGAGGGAAGAGAGCGACAGAUGGACAUGGAGAGUCUUCAGAGACUGAAUUAAGUUGCACUUUUCAAAUGUUCAAUCAACUGCUGGGAUUAGAUGUUUUAUAAAUGAGUCUGUCAUUUCUGCUCCUGACUGGUUAUUUUAACUCGACAAAGAUUAGUUUUAGAGUUCCAAAGAUUAGUAAAGAUAGUCAUAGAAAAGAGGAAUGAAAGUAAAUGUCAAAGAAAACAUUAGAGAUUAGCUUCUUUUUGACUGUUUUCUAUGUCCUUGUAAAAGUUUUGUCACUUCGACAGAACUGCAGGUUGGAGCUACUUAGGAGGUGUAAAAGUCUCUUGAAGUGUUACCUUGCUGUGCAUGAAGGACAGAGUGAAAGAGGAGCAAAAGUAAAAAUAAAUCAAGGAUAGAGUGAAAGGAAUUGAAAUAGAAGAAUAGCAGCUUGUGAGUAGGAGGAAGGAAAACACUCUCAUACGUGAGACAGAAAACAGAUGAGGUGCGCCGAAGCUGAAGAGCAAGGAUGGUAAUGCUGUUGCUCACACAGGUUAUCUGGUAACCAAAGUAUAAACUCAGGUUACUUAGGUCAUCUGAUAUCCAUACAAACAAACAAACAAACAAACGUUAUUGUGAGCGGAGUAUCACUAUUUUCUUUUCUCUUCAAUACUACUCUCUCUCCCCUCUUUUCAAGAAAUAUAGCCCAGAAUAGGAACCACAUCAAAAACACCUUUAGGACACAACAGUCAUUCAAUAUGAGUCCUUUCUUGUGUACCCUACUAUACAUAUAAAUAUAUACUUUAUAUAUAUUCCUUUGCAGUCACUUAAGAACCACCAGGACAAGAGCAAUUUAAAUCCCUGACUCUCAGCUGCUUAUGUAACACUCAGUAGAAAUAAAAAAAUAAAUUAAAGCUUGAGAGAAGUUCCACCUCUCAGUAUAAGUACCAUUUGGGAUAUCUUCAAGGCCGCCUGUCCGACACACACAGGUACAGUUGUUAUGACAGCCGUCACAAUAAUAGAUUUUAUCCCCUCUGAAGUUAAUGCAUGUUGUUUAAUAAUUCGUAACUGAAUGUGGCGAUAAAAAGAAGUGGCUUGUCUAUUCUUGAAAAUAUAACGCCUGUAUGUCUAGUUUCACAAUUACCCAGCAGCCACUCUCACUUGCUGGCGAGAAAAGCUUUUUAUACUCAGCAGCUGUCCGAUUGAAUAUGCAGCGCCAGGAAAUUGAGGGUGUAGGUAGCUUUAAAAAGAGUGCAGAGAAAAGGCAGAUUACGCUAUUUUACAAAUAACAGUUGAAUUGUUAUGUAGUCGUAGAACUCAUAUACAGAUACAUAGUCUACAAAGUGUUUUUUAUAACCAACAAUUUGGUUGUUAUUCAUGCCAAUAUGAUAAAUCAUAAAUUGAUCAACUCUUUCUGAGAUCCUAAGGGUUUGGUUGGAGUUGGAUUUUUCAUCUUGAACGCUUUCAACUGUAAUCUGCUUUUUUAAGACUCUCCUUCCUUUCUGAUACCUUUUUACUCACUUUACAUGAUUUUCUGAUCAAAAAAGCCUUGUGUUUCCCUCCCUGGUGUAUUAAAAUACGAUUAUUACAGCCUCUGUGUGAAACACUUCGUUUUUGGUGCCGUCUCUUUAAGGCUCCGUGAGGUCUUGUAAUUUUUCUGUGAACCAUUUUGAGCAGUUUACAUCUAUUUUCUGAGAUUAUUACAUUACAUGCUUAUCACUUGAUUUGAAAUUCUCUUACAUUAAUUAUGGACUCCAAAGACGGUAACUGCAUUUUUUGUUGUAAAUAUGGAAACGCACGAACCCCCUCCCCAUUUACAGCCCCCCUGAUGCUUUCUGGCUUUAGAACAAAUGAGAAACUUUAAAUAUAAGUGGACCCAUGCGUUUAUUUGAGCCAAAUUACAACCAUUUGGCAGCUUGACCACCCAAGUGAUGCAGCUGCCAACCAAACAGGUGGCUUAUUGACCCCUCGUUGAUCACUUACUGACAGCAUGGUUUUGUGUAUUUAGUCAAAAUUGGCCAUCUGUAAGGGAAACGGCUCAAACAGGAGCAUUAACUUACUUUAACAAAGGCAGGUUAUGUUAGCAGAGUGUACUGUCCGUAUAGAGCAAUGUGAUACAGAUGAUAGGAGCAUAUAACCUUUAACCCCAAUUAAAAAGAGAGAGAGAGAUAGAGAGAGACAAAUGCAUACUUAGUCUUUGGGUGGUAUGAUAUUAGAGGAACCUCUGCCAACUUUUUCCAAAUGCGAGUUAAAUCAUCUACUUGCGAGGCACUAGGCGUGUGAAUGAAUAGUAUUUACUCGCCUUGUUCGUGCGUCAUCGGUAACUUCAACGGUAAUCCCUGCAAAUUCAACCAUCAGGAUCAAGUGAUAGACAAAUGUUUUUUACAAUUUACCAAGUAAUCCAACCUCCUCACUUUGUCCUCAGUUUGUCCUCCAUUUUAGAUACUAGUGAACAACCGUACAUUUUCAUACGUCACCCGGCAACCUUUGUGCUAAUUAGUUAUCGCGCACCAAUAUCCGCUCAAGUUGAGACAUUUCCAGCUCGCGCCCAAUUCGCGUCAUUCGAGCAGCCAGAGUGUAUAAUCGCGUCUUUGCAUCGACUUAACAUGUAAUUCAUUCGCGCGAAUGAUUUUACUUGCGCUCAGUGUGUAGAGACAGUUAUACUUAAAUUACAUAGAAAAACUACUUUUAUUCCAAAGAGAAUGUAUCCCAGCUUCAGAUCGGAUAAAAGUACGGUAAACCUUAAUACACGCUUUCAUCACCAUCAGACUGGACUACUGCAAUAGCCUCUUCUACGGUCUCCCCUCCACCACCCUCAACAAACUUCAACACAUUCAGAACUCUGCCGCCAGACUUCUCACCCGCACCCGCCCAUACGACCACAUCACCCCCGUCCUCCGUCAACUCCACUGGCUCCCUGUUGCCCACCGAAUUCAAUUCAAGAUCCUCCUUCUCACCUUUAAGUCCCUCCACGACCUGCCCCCCACCUGUCUGACCUCACUGUCCGCCACACCCCAAACCGCCUCCUCCACUCAGCUGAUGCAAACCUCCUGUCACCCCGAGCCAAAACCAAGCACCGUACCCUGGGGGACUGCACCUUCAGCGUCUCCGCCCCCAACCUCUGGAACGCCCUCCCUAAACACAUCCGUGAAUGCCCGGACCUCAUCAGUUUCAAAUCUUACCUUGUUUUUAGACAGGCCUGCAACGUAAGGGAUUACAGUGCUCUUGCGUCUCUCCUCCCUUUCCUGUUCAAUGUUAUUUCUCUUCUCAACUCUACACGGUCCAGUUGCCUGUUUUUAAGUCUUCAAGAUAAUAAAAUGUAUUAUUAUUAUUAUUAUUAUAAUAAAAAAGAGGCGAGCAGGUAGCACAGCCUGCACAUCGCACCACUGUGACUUCUGUUUUGAAAGCAGUUAUGCCCGUCACUUUGGGUUCAUGCUUUAAAAACACAAGUUAUUAUCAAUCCAGAUUUAUGAAGCGGGCUCCAAGAUCUCUGUCUCUGUUAAUAGGAAAUUUAUCAGAUGAUUUAAUCACCAGUUACAUCCGCAAUAAAAGCGCAAAUGAUUUAAGUGCAAAUGUCCUCGCAACUCACAACUCUGAAAUCAGAUCCUUGGGAACAUGUGUGUGACAAGGAGAAAAUGAGUGGAAAUUAUACAGACAGAGAGGCUGAGAAAUUGGAGAUGAUGGCUGAUAUUAAGCAGGAUAGGCCUGAGAGAGGCUCACAGAAGGAAAAACAUAGUGAAUGGAGGGAGGGGAAUUAUGCAGGGAGGAGAGAGAGAGAGAGAGAGAGAGAGAGAGGCUAUGUUAGAAAGGGAGAGAGAGGGGAUGUGUCAAAACACUGUAGGAGUGAAUUCAAACUGUGGAACCUUAAAAAUACUGACUCAGUCCCUCGGGGGGAUGAAGGUGGAAAGUUCACCUAAGAGGGGAAGACAGGAUGAGGCCCUCAGCGGUCUAAACCCCACAGGGGGAGGUCCACACCGAAUGAUUAAUUAUCAGGCACGUAUUUUCAUAAUUAAAGCUUGUAACAUCACAUUUUUUUUGUCCCCUGGGUGAUGUGAAUGCCUAAUGGCCACUCUGUUCUGCAUAAAAAUGACGGGCUGUUAAACUAAUUUCAUUGUGUGUUCACUAAUCAGUGAUUCAUAACUCUAGUUGUGUCUUUGGAACAUUUUGGCAGUAGUUCGUACGAGGUUUUGGAAAUUCCACUCAAUUAUUCUCAACCCACUGUGGGUCCAGCUAUACAUGCUGAAUCCAAGGGGGGCUUUCAGUCAUUCUUUGCAGUGUGUCCAGCAGAGUGGACAGUGAGUGUGUGCUGCAGGAACUUCGCUGUCAGCCCUUUGCCCUCUCCUACUCUGAGCUGCCUGCACUGGAGGAAUAAUUGGCACUUUAAAUUAUUUAAAAACAGCCAGGGCACAUUAUCAUAAAUAUUCACUUGACGUUCUGCUUAGAUCAACAGUCAGAACCCAGAGCUCUGGAUGUGACUUCAUGACAACUUGUGUGUUUGGGAGUCAGCGCAUGCAUAUGUGUGUGUGUGAGAGUGUGUGUGUGCAGGGAUGUAACUGGAGGGCCCAAGGGCUGAAUGAUGGACAGUAUUUACAAACAAAACGUCCUCCCGUCAGUCAUCAUAACUGAAUCUAGACAGCAGGAAAAUGUCAGGCUCAUGCACGGAUGCAGAUGUGCACGUGAGUGUACAUUUCAGCGUGGAAAUGUCAACGGCACACACACACACGCUUGUGAACAUGCCGGCACACAGCACUCAACAGUGGGGUGAACCUUCAUCAGCGCGCCGUUGUUACACGAGCCUCUAACAAACCUGUCACUGUUCUCGCCUGAGACAAGACACUAAUGACAUGCUAACAAAGAGGAGCUGCUGAUGAGACCUCCAUUAGCAUCUAUUAAUGCUAUCUGACCACAGACACAGAGGCCUUCACCACCCUCAGACUGACUACACCCCUGCUGUACAAACACAAUCACAGCUCUGUGUGAUAUUUGUUUACACUGUUUAUUUUUGUAUCCAUUACACUGAAGUUUGACAUGUUGGGAGAGGCUUCAUUUUUCAUGCUUGUAUCCUGGCAGCAAUGGCAGGUUUGAAACAAUAUAUCAUGACCCAGCCAAGUGCUUUCUCAUACAAACAGGGUGUUAUCUCCCUGUGUGUUUCUAUGAAUGUGGUACAGAAUGCACAAUAUAGUUUUAAAAAACACACGUAGGAUUAUUAAAAAAAAUAUUAUCACCUGCCACAGGUUUCACAAAGAAAAGUUUGCAUUUUUAAUAGUAUCAGUGGCUUGAUUGUGACUUGGGUAAACACAAGGACCCUGUUUGGUGAUGAGUUGGCAAAAGGAAGUGGCACCAUGUGUGAAAUAUGUUAAUUGAGAGAGUUUUUAAAAGCGAAUUUAGCUGGAGAUCCUUGCACACCUCUUUCAAACAGCAACCUCAAUCAAAGUUUGUUUCUUAAGCUUGCAUGUCAAAGCCCAUCUGUCUUACCUUCAACAUUCAGCUGUAGAGUGAAAGUAGUCACUUGGUGUGCUAGACAAUAUUUAGAGUAGUAUACUGAUAAAUUUCUCUUGGCAGUUGUCUAGUUUAUGGAAUUAAAGCUCCAGUGAGGAGUUUUGACAUAUUGAAAUCACUAUCUGUACAACUAUGUAGAUUGUAUUUGUAAGAACCACAAAUGCAAAUGCUCAUUAAUGAGGAUUAAACUUCUAUUUUGUUAUUGUUAUGCCUGUAGAGUGCCUCUAGGGGGCAGUUGACCAACCAGACAACUGUCAGCACUUUGAAAAUCAGCAGCAAAUACCAACAAUAAGUGACACAGUUGACUGUUAAACAAAGCGGGAUGGGAAAAAACUGCCCUUGCCAAAAGCUAACCAUUAUAUUUGGGUCCUAUUCAAGGCUAAAGGAAAUGGUAACACAAAAUCACAUAUCAGCGCGGCUGCCAUCUUGGAUGGGUACCCCAUGUGCCUCCAGUGCAUUAAGGUAGUUAGGAAUGCCCAACCAUGUUAAUCGUAACUCUGAAUUUCUGCCCCAUUUUCACACGGUUUGAUUUGUUGCAACAAAAUAUUUUUCAAUCUUUACUUGUGAAAUGUAAUCCUACACGAUCUGGUUUUAAUACUGCAUUGGUUUUUUCAACGGCAGAGUGCACAAAUAAGGGCAUAAGUGCUCGUUCUCAAUUGACUCCGUUUGGCUGUUGUGCGAGCCUAGAAUGGAGACACCCAUCCAAUAUGAAGGCAAUGCUGAAUUACGCUCCAGCAAAUAAUGAGUCUACGUAUAAAAUGUCUAUGGGUUAAACUGUGUGUUGUAAUCAGUAACAUCAAGUUGCCUUUAUUACUGAAGCUGAAAUACCCCCAGGUACUGUCCUGGGGCCCAUUGGGUUUGUAUACUAACAACUUCCCAGCUACAUACCCUUGUAUCUGGUAAAACCUGAGUGGUGUGGCUAACUAAAAUGUCACAAAAAUGUCAACUUGACAUGAUGUCCAAAGUGUCUUUAAGUAUCUGAACAUCUUUAACUUUACUACAGUAAUACCCCAUCUACCUGUCUAUGUCUUUAAAAAGCAUGGCCAUCUUUGUGAACCUUCAAAUUUAUCCACCACUUUCUAUCAGUCCCUAUUAGCAUCUAUGAAUAAAUGAAUAACUGCAGAAAAUGGAAUGUAAACUGGUUCCAUUCUCACAGUAUUUGAUUGUCUUAUCAAGCUGUCAGGUGUGAAUUGUGAGUGAAGUUGUGCUGUGCCACACACGGGUGGGGAAUAUCCUGGGGAAAUGACAGUGAGGCAGUAAUUACUGGUCUUCGAUUGCAGUGUUGUUGAAAGCGGUUAGAGAUGAAAACCUAAGAAAGGAGAUCUGAUGAAGGGGGGAAACACGUCAAUAUAAAUUUACUGCUUAAAGGUUGAGAUACAUGACAAAACUGAUCUGACAGUUUAACAGAAAACAACAAAAACAGGAAAAAGAUCAAAAAAUGAAAAAAUGGAAAUGAAACCGUGCCUUCUUAGUAUUCAAGAUGAUACGUGCACUGAGAGAAAUUGCUCAGUGUCACCGCACAGAGGGAAGACACUCUGCUCCCAAGUCUCAAAUGGCUAGGAUGAAAUCCGAUUGGGCUUUCAGUAGUCGCUGAUAUUAUUCAACCAUUUGUGACACACUAGGUAAUGGAUGAUACAAUGUGUUUACGUCGAAAAACAGAGAAAUAAAAACAAGUUUAAAAAAGUAAACUGCAAUCCCAGGAACCCUGAUAAGCAGUUUUGUUUAAUUACUUGAACAAUGUGUCUCUACUGAGAUUAAUUCAAGUGGUAGAGCUGGUCAUCUUCCCAUCAGAAGCUCCGGGGGGGUUGAUCCCAGACAUGUCCACAAAGCUAAGUGUCUCUUGGCAAAACACUUGACCCCAUCUGCCCCCCGCUUGCAGCGCCCAGUGAUGUGUGAACGGGAUUAGGGCUGUAUACAUAACUGUCUCAGCCAUUGGUGUGUGAACUGGUCAGUGUGGCAUAUGAUGUGAAGCACUCUCAGUGUCCAGAACACUUAAGAAAAUGUGACAUGAACAUAGUCCAUUCACCGUUUACCCCUUGAGAUGAGCCUCCUUGUUUUCAAGAGGGUUGGACCCAUAGUUGUUUAUGUUACAAUGGAGGUAAAGAACAUUAUGACCUACAUUUCUGCCCGCAAGAAGGGGCUCUACAAGUUUUGGCCUUACAUAAGGGGAGUGGUGGGGCUCUGUUUUUAACCACUUUGCUGCAUUAUAUACUUGCAUUUGAUGUACUGAACUAUGAUAUUGUCUCCCCAGUCAGAAACAACUCUUCUGGCCAAAACCCAGAGUUAAUGCUUUGUCACAAGGUCACAUUAGUUGCAUAGUCGUGUGCUAGUUUGCAUGAAUUCUAUGUGCAUCUGCAACAUUCAGGGACAGCAUGCAUCAGUGCGAUGUUUAAUGAUACUUUGGCAGCACGUAGACAUGACUGUAAUUACUAAAACCAACAAAGUGAAAACAAAGAACAUCAUUAGAGGUGUGUAUUUUUCAUUUUGGUUUCCAUAGGGUAAUUAAACACGCUUUGAAAGGUCAGCAGCAAAUUGGGCCAAAUGGAAGUUAUUUCCACAGUGACUUCAAUGCCAAGGAUUAAAAAGUAAGUGGUGUGUAACACCCAGAGUAGAGGAGCAUGAGGGGUUACUCUACAAACAACAGCGUGUAUAAAAUCAUGAGUAAACAGCCUUACUUACAUUUAUUAGAUGAAUAAAUAAGUUAAGAGUUGACAAAAAGGGAUUAUUUUGAGAACCUGUCAGCUUACGCAACCCUUGAAACACAUUAAUCAGGCUAUUGCCACGCUCGCAGUAUUUUUAUGCAUGUGCACAUGAGUCAGAUCGCAUGCCAUGUGCUAAUCUGUCCAAUUUAAACAGAUAGUUUAUCUGUUUGUGUAUUUGAAUGAGUACGUGAGUGGGCGCACACUGAUGUGUACGCGUGUUUCCACGUGUGCGUGUGUUCCUGUGGGUGUGAGGAUAAAUCGAGUGACAAAACACAAAUGACUGUUGGUGUGUUUGUGUUAGGCGUGUGUGCGGUGGCAGAAACUGUUCAGCAGCUUUUGUGUGUUUUUGUGCGUCUGUGAAUCUGAAUUGCCGGGGAAAAAGGAAUCCAUUAAGCUGUUUAACUCUGUGAGUGUGUGUGUGUCCGUGUUUGAACCCAUUAACUGAAUAAAUCAUCCCGUAUGAUUGCAGUGUCAAAUGGGCUUGCUGAACCGUUUCUACUUUGCCCAGCAGUCCUUCUCCUUUUUUUAAGUCAUGACACACAAGAACAAGACCCCAAAUCUCUGAGCCACGCUAAUUAUUGAUUGGUUGAAAAUCCAGCAUCAGUCCUCCCAUAUUUGUGUAACAGUGGAUGUACAAAACAAGCAGAUGCUGGUCAGUGAUAAAGAUUAAAUGCCAUAUGCUGGUUCGAGUACAUAUAAUUGACAUGUAAUACAUUUUUUGAGAAGUGGCUUUGGGGGGCUGGUUAAAAAAGAAACCAUCCUUUGAGUGGAUGCCUCGGUCUCCUGUGACAGCAAACAUCUUGUUGAAGUGUCCUUGAACAAGAUGUUUAAUCCUUCUGUGCUCCAGGGUUGCCCGGUAACUGACCCCUUUUGGACUUAUUUUAGAGCGAAUAAGAGCAAAAGCAUGUAGAAAAGAGGAAAACGUGCGUGCACAUGCAGGGAAUAGCUUUAAGGUGUUAUAUUCUGGUCAGAUAUUUAGGGAGUCUCCUGCCAAACAAAUCCUACUUGUUCUAGCUGCUGGUGGUGUUCUGUGUUUUAAUAAUAACCUCACCUCAUUCCACCUACUCACUCCUUUAUUCAUAAGCACCUGCCUUUAAGAAAAGCCUCAGGGCAGUGGAGGUUUUCUUGGUUUGGUGUCUUAUAAAAAAAGAAAAAAGCACUUACAGGUGGGGAAAACAUUAAAAACUGUCAAGUUAUUUUCGAAUAGAUUUGACCCACUGCCAAGGCAGCACUGAUUUUGUUGGCAAGGGUUCUCAUAGUAGCAUGGGGGGUGUUUUAGAUGAAGUCUUAUUCAUUUCGUUUGGUUUACUUUAGAUUGAUGCGAGCUGCCCUGGUGAUUACAUAAUUUAUAUUCAUCAUCAAACAUCUGGACCGGUCCUGGUUGAGCUCAGGUGCGUGUCAGGGUUUUAGCCAGGAGUAGAAACCCCUAGCAGAUGUUAGCAAAGUGAAAAGUAACUCAGAAACUGAUUAAGUUUUAAUGUAAUUUAUUAUUUCCCUAUUGUAUCAAAUUAAAUGUAAUCACUUGCUAACCCUUGCAUUGAGCCCUUUGCAUGUCAGCUCUCUAACCAUGGCUUUACUCUCAAUCUGCCGUUAUUUCUCAAGCGUUUAACACUCCACUGACUUUGUGUUUGGGAUAAGUUGAAGAUUGACUGAUGCACAGAUGCACAUUUAAGCAGUAAUACCAAAAAGAGACAGGGGAUUAUUUCUUGGCAGUUCCGCCAACAUAAAGCCAGUUUCCCUUUGCGUGUUUGUGUCGCUGCAGAAGAUCCUAUCUGUCAUAUUUUGUUCUGAGAAGGUCAGUCAUUAUGAAACAGAAUAAAACAAAUCAAAUAAACAUGACAUGGAAUCAGUGAAAUGAAACAAACUGACAGCAAAUCACAACAGAGCUGAAAAUGUCAAGGGCUGACAAAGAAUAUAGAGUACUACACACUGGAGCUCCAUCUUUGCUUUUUUAAGGAAGGACAAAAAGUGAGUCCCUAAACUCUCUUUCCUGAAUGUCCACACUAGGAAAAAACGGCAUUUUCACAGUGAUGCGUGGUAGUUUUAUGCUGCGUUCCAGUUACCUCGGGAGUCGGAUGCCUGAGCUGGGAAUGACGCUACACUCAAGUUGACGGUAUUCCCGUAAACAAGUUGGAAAACCAAGAUGGACGCCUACUGUUAGCUGUUGAUAGCUGUUGUUUACAAUUGUCAGCUGUUGUUGGCCGUUGUCAGUUUUUGUUAGUGGCAUCUGCGCACUUUAUCAAUGCUUUCAUCCUGUUUUGGAUAGUUGUGAUUCCAAUUUGUAAGUUAUCAAAGAUCUUUAUCAAACGAGUUGGUUAUCUUACACUUUUGGUCGGUUGAUUAUAGCGUCAUAAGCUUCGUACUCAGAGUGUAACACCAGCCUGAGUUAGUUCGUACCAGAGUUGGCUACACAAUGCUAUAGCUGUGCUGCUCACUGAGAUAUAGAGGUAAUAAUGCUGCAUUUCAGUUACUUCAGAAAUCGGAUGUCGGAGCUGGGAAUGGUGUUACUCCUGAGUUGGCGGCAUUCCAGUUAACGCCGAAAAACCAAGAUGGACGCCUACAGUUGCCUGUUUUUAGCUGUUGUUUACAAUUGUCAGCUGUUGUUAGCCAUUCUCAGCAGUUGUUGGUUGUUAUUCGCGAUACCAGUUGUAAACAACCCAUAACACAGUAUUUUACUCUUACCAACACCAUAGCACCGUGUUCACAGUUAGAUGUUGGGCAAUACAACAUAUACCACUUAUUUAAUUCACAAAAACAAAACAGAAGAGCUAAUAAAGAAUACAUUACAAGAGCUUUCACUGUUACUCUUUACUGUUGAUGCACUGCGCUGCCAUAUUGGAUUAUUAACAUUGUUGUCAAGUCAGGGUUGGUGAGGAUCGUCCGACUUUCUGAGACAAAAAUCGGACUUCAGGGGGGUCUUCCAGAUAAAUUUCCAACUCGGAGCUUGGAAAUUCCGACUUCAGAGUACAACUUGAACGCAGCAUUAGUACAUUGUCCAACAAAGCAAGGCUUCAAACCACUAUAUGGAAGUCAUGCCGCUCAUGAAUGUAAUAAGGACUGGUUGGUAAUUCUGGUGAAGAAUGAGGAGAUUCAGUUGUUUAGUUGAUGGACCCUGCGCCCCCACUCAUUUCAUGAUAGAUCUUGAUAGAUUUGUGACAAACUUUUACUUCGAGUAUGCACUGAGAUUUGUUUUUUUUUUUCUCCAGUAUAUCUUACUUUAUUUACCGACCAAGCUAUAAGCAUAUUGUGGAAAGCAAGUUGGUGAUUUAGUCACAAACGCUGAAAGCUGCCCCCUCUGUCUCCAUGACAAUUUAAUUAGAGCCAGUCACGACUUUUACAUAACGUGCUUUGACUCAGAUCAUCCCGCUCCCGGGGACUCUUUCACACACCUCGUUUUGUGUUGCGAGAAUCAAGCUUGUUUUCUUAAACUGUUAAAAAAUGGAGAAAAAAAAAGUUUGUGUAAAUAACAAUGUGUUCAAUUGUGAUGAACUGCACAGACUGGAUUAGAGGCUCACAUUGUUCCCCUGAAGUCAUCCUCCCCUAAUAUACUAUGAUUUACUGCGAAGAUGAAAGCGGGCACACACAACCAUGUUAUCAGUUUGCUCGAACACUAUUAGAAGAACCCACAGUCUGCAGUUUUUGGUCAAUUUAUAAGAUGGUCAGUGCUGCUAUUUUCUCUGUCCUUUUCUUCUUCUCUUUUAUUUCAAUACCUUCUUGGAAUUACUUGCGGGAACCACAAUGCAGCUCUGCUCUCAUAUCAUGCUGGUACUCUUUUGCAAGACAUCAGGCCGGUUCAAGUUUCCUGGUUCGAUUCCUAUUAAGAGCUCAGUCCAAGGAUCCUUUCACACCAGACUGCGCAACCACACAAGGUCAAAAACACACACAUAGAAACACACACCAAGACCUAUCUGCCAAGAUAUACUUCCUGGUGGAGGUUCAAUGCCAUCGAUGAGCUUGGCACUGAGACUAGACCCUGCUGCCCACUGGCUCUCACUCUCUCUUUCUCUCUCUCUCAGACACACACACACAUGCUACAGCCUUCCAUCAGCUCUGUUUCAUUCUGAAUUUACUGCUUAUCUUGUCUGUCUCCGUGCAGAGGUGGAAAUGCAUUUAAGGGGGAAGGGAUGGGAACAGGCACAGAGACUUUAAGUGCAUUGGGGAAAAUGUGAGCGAGGCAGAAAUAAAAUAUGGUUCAGAUAAAAUUUAGCACCGACACAUAGGUGUUUGACAAUUCCACUAGUUAUAUUAAAGACCCCUAGAGAAAGCUGAGACACAAGGAGAUAGAAAGUGAAAGCAAAACGGAGGUAAGAGCUGAAAAAGCAUCACCCUUGUUUACCUGGGUAAACCCCGGUUCCCAGAAUCUCCCAAAGGAAAGGAAAGUUGCAAAGAAAAAAUAGAAUAGGAGCUACGCUGUUUAUCUUGGGAAAGACCAAAAUAGAAUUCAACAACAGUGAGAUUCAGAGCUAAGUUUAAUCAGAGAUGGGGGAUUUCUGCGGCUGUGGGGGACAGAUCUGCGCAAGCGUUCUUUAGAUCACAGGCUUAUGAAUUCCGUCUCCGUGGGGAAAUAAGAGCGAUGAGGUGGCUGUCGUAGUCGUGCCAGAGGCAGCACUGACUGCAUGGAAAUGUAUGAUGAUAGUGGCUGUGUCACCACUGCAGCCCUCAUAUAAUAGCACACAGCUGAAUACAAGGGAGCGAUACAACCAGAUGUAAUCAUAAGUCAUUUUGGGGAAUGGAUUUUUUUUUUUUUUUGUUAUAUGACUGUGGCUUGCUUGUUUGGUACACUGUGCUGGUGAAUGGACAGAGAAAGAUGGAUGAGUUUUUUUUUUUGUUUUUUUUUUCUAUUAUGUGUUGGUGUUUGGUGUUCAUGAUUCAGCUCUGUGCUGUUUGUUCAUCAAUUUUACAUCCAACAGAGCGGCUCUGUGGGUCAAUGUCAGUGAGGGCAGGCUGUAAGACACUGUGAUGAAAUUAAACUAGCAGCAAAUUGGCCAUGUCCUAGUUUCUUUAUGUUUCACUGUUAAGCCAAUUUACACAAAGUCUGCCAUGCUUAUGAUGCCAUUAUUAUCUGUGGUUGUUUGCAUCUGAAUAACACAGUACUACAGCAUCAGAGCAGCAGCAAGAUUGGAGUAAAAUGAAAAGUAUUUGCAUGUAGAGAUGAACGUACUGUGCUUUAUCUAUCUGUCAGUUUUACUCAUAUAUGUGAUUCAGAUGGAUCAUAUUAAAAAAAGCAAAUGUACUUGCAUCUAUAUGCAAACAUUUCAGUCGUCAAUGUGUCUUAAUAUUUUUGUCAUACUUAAAGUUACUUGUGUUUAAAUUUGACUUUUCCUGAUCCGAACUACUGUACUGUACACACUUGCCGGAUGAGGUUGUGAUAUUUCCCUUAUGAUGUCCUCCCAUACUUCCUACAUGGCACCAUGUAAUCUGGUGCAGUUUGUAAAAGGUCAGCAGCUACCUUUACCCAAGAAAAGUUGAAUUCAUUGCUCAGUCUUCUAACAUGAGCCAUUUUUUUCUGCAAGUGUGGAAAUGUACAGGCGACCUGCUGUGUAAUGACGAUAGUGAAAAACCUCCAGCUCACGUCAAAGUAGCAGUUUGGAUAAGUGGAUUUAUUGCGUGCCACUUGAAUAAGUGCUUUUAUUUUUCAUACAAAAGGAAAUUCUCUAAAUAUUCUUGGAAAAUACUGAGGACUUUGUAAAAGCUUGCAGAGUUGUUUAUUUGGUUGGAGUUAAAAAUUGCUUGAAAACUCACAAUAGUGUUUCUUUUGUCUUUGCAUUGGCAGGAUGAUUCCCUCCACCAGCAAUGACUUCCUGGUUCGGGACCUCGCAGCAGGAAGAAGCUACGAUCUUUGCGUCCUGGCUGUGUUUGAUGACGUCGUCACAUCAUUGACUGCAACGCGUCCUUUGGGCUGCCUGUCCUUCACCACAGACACAGAGUUCAGCCAGUGCCAAGCACUGCACAGCCACUUCCUGGGUGGCACUAUGAUCAUUAUCAUUGGAGGGAUUAUUGUGGCCUCUGUGCUAGUGUUUAUCAUCAUCUUAAUGAUACGAUACAAGGUUUACAGCCACCAAGGGGCCGGCCAUGGAAAAGUCGCCAUUGCGGCAAGUGCGGCGAGACCGCAGAGCAAUGGACAAGGAGGAGGCGCGCAGGUUCAAGUCCUCCCUCACUCUGCCUCCAAAAUGCCUGACAGUCAGGAGGACCAAAUGCUAUCACCGUCCAGGGCCAUGUCGCCUAGCAACACACUGAGAGACACUGUGGCAUUGGUGGAGGAGGAUAGUAGUGGACGGAGCACAAUGACAAGGACUGACUCCUUGGCCAAUGAGGAGUUGCUUUCGCCCACCAAGGCCCGCUUCUCCUCCAGGGUCGCCAUUGAGAUGAAAAGCAGACCACCAUCUGUCGCCAAAGAGCCCACCUCCCCUAAGGAACUGGCAGGUAGUAGAAAAAGACAGAGGAGAAGAUAAAGAUAGAAGACACAGGAAGCAAAGCAAGGACAAGGGAAAGAAAGAAAAAAAGAGGAUUUGACAUAGAAAGAAACAGAAAGAAAGAUACAGCCAGUUUGAAAGAUAGACAGUGGACAGUUUAGAGUGUGAAACAGAAUAAAAAAUUAAAAGGUAACAGUAAUAAAGUGAGUUAGUUAGUGUGGAUUAAAAUGCCACCCACAGUGAAAGAAAUGCAGUGUAAGGUCUUGUUUGAAUAUGUUGCCAACUCACUGUGAUUUUUGGUUCAUUACGUUCUUUCACAUAAUAUAAAAAGUUAUCCAAUUAACCUCUUUGCAGAGUCCUGGGACUGACUUUAACCUUACAACCUCUCAAACCAUUUAAUUUGUUUUUAUCGUCUUUUCUUGUCGACAACCAGACUGAGUUUCUUUGCAAAAGAAAAUAAGAUCUUGAGGAGCAUUAAGUUUGAGAAAUUUCUGUUUAUUUUACUUAAAAAAGUACUAUGAGUGUGCUUCUUUCAAAGUGAAGUUCAAAGUUUGUUAAGUAAAUGACACUCACAGUAUUAAACACAUAUUUGCUGAUUUGUGUGGGAGGAGCGAGGCAUUUAAACUGCUGGUGGGAUCCCCCAUCACCCCGCAGUUAACAUAAUUCAGGUUAGCAUCCCUUGUGUUCUCCAUUAAAGCGCUUCAAAGUAUUCAGCACUCAGGGGAGGUUUGUUGGCCAUUAGGAAUGACACAAGCAGAGCACUCAGGAGUGAAAAAGUCACUUCAGUCGAAUGAAAGCCUAUUUACAGCCAGCUGAAAUCAAAGUCUACCAUUUAGGAAAUCCAAGAUUCACAUUUUGUGAAAUGUCUCAGGGGAGUUCAAAUGUACACAUUGUCAUUUUGUAAUGUGCAACAAACAUUUGUAACACAUUCUGGGGCCACUGAAUGCAUGAAGCAAAACCUUUUACUUCGGUUUAUGAAUGAAUGCUUCAAAAAACCACUUUGCUUACAGCUCAGAUUCUGCCCCCCAGGAUGCUCUCAAUAUAAAUCCCAGCAACUUACACUGAGUACGGCUGAGGUGUAAAUGAACACCUCCAGGGGUAACAAAGCAGAAACCAGCAGCCACAUAAUUUAGUGGGAGCAUAAUAUGCAUAAUGCACAAAGCAAGUGAUGCAGUCACAACUAUUAUUAAUGUAUAUACUGCAGUAUAAGAAACGGCACAAAGAGAGGGCUCGGUACUAAAGCUACAAAUCAGUAUUAUCAGUACAAGAAGCUGUUUGUUUGGGCAAAAAGGAACAAAAUAGAAGCUGUUCAUCCAAAGCAUUAAAAAGUCUUCAGAAAGAUUAUGAAUGCUGAAAUACUACAAUAAAAGGUAAAAGAUUUAACAUCCCAAAACGGCUAAAAAAAAGAGGGUUUUAUGCUAGUUUUAAAAGAGAGUUCAAACCGAUAAAACCCUUGGAUUACCUUGGCCUGUGUAUCAAAGAUCCAUGAUUAAAAUGUUCCUCUUCUGGCACCAAGAAAUGAAAAAAUCUGUCAAAGAGCGCUGUUACCAAAAAAACUAAUUUCUGAAGAUGUUUCAGCGAGUAUAAAUGACUGUGCUAAAGUUGAGCAAAGUCACAACCCAAUUUGCUGCACUGGAAACGAUGAAUUCCCAGCAUCAGAACUAUGAGCUCUACUUAAGCUUUGGGCCUCUGCUCAGUCUCUGUUGAUCUUUUGCCUCUCGUGUCCGCUUGUGUAAUAACAUCUUGCGCCAACUUGUAUUUUUGUAAGGAAGUAUUUUUAGCUCCUAGGUUUUCAGAAGCCUGUGGACACUGGGUAAAAAAUGGAUUGAGAGAUAGAGACACAUUCUCACGACCACAAAAAAGAUAAUUAUCCAGGAUUGUUGUUGUGCAUUUCAAGCGCAAUUGAAGAAAUAGAAAAAGGACAGUGGAACACAUUAAUAUAAUAUACACUCCUUCCUUGACAUGCAACAAACUCAUGGGAAAUUGGUUUUAUGUAACUCUGUUUGUGCCAAGAAAGACUAUUAGAUAAAUCCUCUUUUUUAUGUAAUCAGACCCCGAUUCUCAUCUUUGAUGGAGUGACUUAAACAUGCUCAGAAAGAUCACUUGAAAUACCCAAGAGUGCUCUAGUAAUAUUAUGGAUCCACAAGGGCAUAUGAAUGUUCUUUUCGGGUAGUGUUUCGCUGCGCUAAGCCCACUUUGGUGCACUUUCGCCCUUAACACUAAUCCACUCAGGAAAUUGGGGUUUCAUUAGAUGGAAUAAAUGGAGACACACUUUCACAUGAGUGGCUUAAACAGCUGAGUCGAAAUACUUUAUCAGGGGCUGAUAUGUCAUUCAAUUGGCCUCUCUGAAUGGGUUGAAAUGAGGUGUCAUUGAGCCGCACGUUGAUAGAAGGGAGCAGAUGACGGAUCUGUGCAGACUGAGCAGCUUAGCCAGCGGGUUCAGGGAAAGUUUUCACCUCCUGAACUCUGCUGGAUCUGCAGUUGGUCUGACAUUUAUAACACAAUUAAGUUUUCUGGACUCGGCUCGGAAUAAAAUGAAAAAAAAAAAAAAAGGUACAGAUUUUUUUAUAGACUCAAAUUGUGAGCUGCUAAGCAACUCGGGAUGUUAACUAGCUAAGGACAAAGUGGAAAAAAAAAAAAAAAAAAAAACUCUUUUUUUUGUGCCUGUGUGAAAAAGUUUGGGCACAUGUAGUUCUGCAAAUGUUCAGACCUUCAUGGCCAAAUUGGAGUCAUACAGUAGAUGAGGAAAAGGAGUGCUUAUUAAAGCUGGAACAGCGUGAAUUUUUCCCAACUUAGAUCAAGAAUAUGCUUGAUUUUAACUUUGUUCUACUGAUGAGAUGCCACCAUAUGCACAAGCUCAAAAAAAUAGUCCCCUUUAGACCUAAUUAUGAGUGUUACCCUCACUCUAACCUCAACUGAACGAUGUGUGUCACUUUCAAAAAAAGCAUCGCAGACAACAGGGACACAAACAAGACAAUUAUUGUAGUUUUUAUUUAAACUGAGGUGAUGGAUUCCACUGCCCUUUGUGCUCUCCGUUUCCCCUUUCUGGUUCAAGGCUCCUUGCAACUUUUGAGGACAACCUACGACGGGGGGAUAAAACUCGUGUUUGUACAAAGGCUGUUGUGGUUUUUCACAGGGUGUAGCUGCGUGUGUGAUGUGUUUCACUGGUUGCUGCAUUGCAGAGAAAAGCAACAUUGAUCUGAUCAGAGAGAAAAGAGCCGCAAUGAGUCAGAGCGCCUGAGGAACAGAGGAUCUGACAGAUACGCUGAGAGACCCCAUUAAAGGCCCACGGUUGUCAAAAGUGUGACCUGACAUGAAAAAAUAGACACACUGUGGGUGAUGGCAUUCUUUUUGGUUUGUUUGCUCUUUGUGUUUUUCUUUACAUUCAUACAUACAAGGCGGAUAAAUCGCUUUUGAAUGUGUAGAAAAUAUUGUUCAGGUAAAAUCCUUGGAUUGGAAAAAGAUGAAAAGCCAACAAUGAAACGUGUGGCUCAUUUUGAAGGAGCUUCAAGUUUCUUAAACUCUCAUUUGUACAAGUUUGACCCCGUUUUUUAACCUUACAGAAAAGAAUCCCAUGAGUUUUAAAAUCAGUUCAGAUGAAAAAGUUGUCCAGUGUGUAGCCGACCCUUGUAUGACUCUUCUUUAACAUUGCAGUAUCAAGUAUAAACCUCUGCAAUGGUUAAAAAAAAAAAUGAUAUUUCCACUUAGACAUUCAAAAGAUAUCUCUAAGUCUAUCCAUUAAUCCCGAUUAUAGAUAAAUAAAGGACCAGACAUUGUUGGGAAUUCGUUAUUAUUUGCAUUCGUAGUAUCUCCUUAAAAUUUAGCUUGCACGUGUCAGGAUGCUGCCUGUGGAUUCGGCUCUAGAAGUGGCUCUUUAACCUGAAUACUAAGUGGGAAAUUUUCUAUCAGGAUUCGCAGUAAUUAUAUGCUUGACACAAACAUAUUAUGAUUAUGUCAGGCAAAGUGCUAUUAGUUCAAGAACAGUCAAGCAAACAGAGUGUAAGUGUGUGAUGAAUUAAUAGUGUUGUGGGGACAUGUAUCCCUACGCAGUCACAUUAUGGGGGUUUCCAGCAGGUAAACUAUUAAUUUUAAUGGGGGGAGAGUAGAUCUGAGGUUAAUUUUGGGCCAAGCCUUCAGGUAAUGAAUGUACAUCGAUUAAAAACUCUUCAACAAGGUAUAAACAAGUGUUCAAGUGGGGUACCAAAACCCUGUUAGGUCCGGGCAUGUCGUCUUUAAGCUGACACAAGGUAAUGUGCGCACAGGAUGCCAACUCAGGGAUGUGCGUGUGAGUUGGUGCAAAGAGCGCGUGUGUUCUCUCAGUGGCCCCUCUACGACCCUGUAGCCUGUCUGUUCUCAGUGGAUUUUAAUCUAUCAUCACUCCUUUCAGUGUCAUCCCAUAUGCCCGGUCUCAUUCUUCACCGCUGUCUGUCACUCUGAAUUCAUCUCUUGGAAUCUCCCUCUCUCUAUUUCACCUUUUUCUUUCUUUCUUUCUUUUUGUUCUCAAGCUCUUUCUGUCACUUUUACUCCUCUUUCUUCUUCACCAGCGUCAUGACUGCUGAGACAGUUUUGCUUCCUCGUCUUCACACUCUUCCUUUCACAUUUUCAAUGCAGUUUUUCUUCAUACGUGUCAGUGUAUCUUCUCCAUUUUUUAUUGUCUCUCUCUCACUCUUUCUGCCUCUUUUUUUUCCUUCCUCUCUUUCUCCACCUCUGCCCUCGCUCUGUAUCCGUCUCUCGGAUGCCUCCAGCAGCAGACAGGCGCCCUCAUAGUGUCGAAUGGAGAGACUUUAACAUCUGACCGCGGCCUCACACAGAGAGCACGCCAACGCCACACAAAAGAGUAAUGACUGACACUAAAAACUUAAGAACCUCCUUCGUUGUGAAGUGUUCUUAGAGUUUCUCUUUUCCUCGUUCUCCAGCCCUGUUGACGCCUUUACCCUCCUAUAGCAUGCUGCUGUCAGACCGUUCAUUUCUGGAGUUUCUUGGCUCAUGUUUGAUGAAUUUACCCAUAUUUCUGUUGGCUUUCAUUUCUUUUUGAAAACUUGUUCAGAGAUUUUGAGGUACCACUCUUUGAGCUCCCCGCUUUCUUUCUACUUCAAAACAUAAGAGUAGGAUUAUGUUUGUGGAGUCUUGAAAAAAAUAUAUUGCAUCAUUUAAGCAGCAAUAUUUGACACCAGAGUUAGUACACUGAUAAGACAAUGGUUUUGUGAAUCUACCCUGAUGUUAUUAACUUAUAUAUAGUUUUCUAUGGAUGACAAAAACCAUUCAAUCUAACUAUGUUUUAUUGUUGAGGCACACAUUUCUAAAAAUCUAAGACUAUCCGUAGGGCUCAGUACACAUGGAAAAGAGGAAUUUGUCUAUAAUUAUUAGUCAUUAUUUGAGUGUAUUGAGCCUUUAUUACAUUUAUUAUCAUUUACUUCCUCUCUCUCUUUUGCCAAUACUUAAAUCACUAAAUGUUUUAGACUAGUAAUUCUUAUCUUUGUCAUUUAUGCUUUUUAUUCUUGUCUUUUCCAUGAUUUAUUUUUAAUUACAUAGUUUUUUUGAUAACACUUUCUUUUACGGUACACUUAUUACCAGGUAAUUAACAGGUAAUUACCUAGUAACAACAUGAAGUUAUCUGGUAAUUACAUGAUAACUACUAAAUCAAUACUGUCGUGCUAGCAGGUAGGCAACCUUCCAUCAUCAAUACCAUUGCUCUAGUAUUUCCACGAUUUUCUCCGCUUCCUGGAACCACCACUUGCGCAGUAGCACUGUACGCAUUUGGCGGGUGAGUCGCUGUGAUAAUGCUCGGCUCAAACAGCGUAUCGCUACGCAAUCUUCGCACGCCCAUAGGCUGUAUCAAGUGUCAAUCAUAGAAAAUAAGAACCUCAAAUAGCUUUUGAAAAUGGAGCUGCACAGAAAACAGAAAAAAAGAAGAUCUAAACAGUACUGACUUAGUAGUUAUCAUGUAAUUACCAGAUAAUUUCAUGUUGUUACUUGGUAAUUACCUGUUAAUAAGUGUACCGUAAAAGAAAGGGUUACCGUAUUUUUAAGCAUUUUUAAAUUUCUCAGUUGUCUAAACUGUAUUGAUUUUCAUUCCUGAGUGCCAAUCCCCUUCUCAAACUACUCCCAUAUCCUUCAUCCCUAAAACUCGAUUUGUUUUUAUCGUCUCUGUUUAACCUGUACUGGCCUUCUUCUUCUUCUUCUCCUGUUCUUUUUUUUCAAUUUAUAACACCUCUGUGAAGUUAUUUCUCAUUUCUUAUGUCCUUUCUAUCCAUCUCCUCACCCCUCAAGCUGCAUUAUCGCCUUUGCACACUACCUUCUCCUCCCGCCUCUCUGUCGCCCCAUCUGCUUCAUCCAUCUACACUGUGUACAGAGUGAUGGAGGAAAAGAGAAAGGGGUAAGAGUGGAGGGUGAUGGAGGAGGAGACAGUGGAGAUGUGCAGAGGUGGUGACUGAUGAAUACAGACUGAGGCAUUAAGAAGACUCUGCUUCAUUCGUAAACUGACACAAUAAGCGCUGGCUGUACAUAAACGUGUUAAAGAAAUAUUCCCCUUGACAAAUAUAGUUUAGAAAUGUUCUCCUGACAAAUGCAGGCAUUACAAAUAGCAGCUGAGGUAGUAAACUACAACAGCAAGCACAGCUUCAUCAUUCCAAGCUAUUACACUCGGUUGCUCUCCCUUGUCAGUAUGCACCGCUUAUGCAGGCAUUUGUUGAAUCCCACGACUUUGCAGCUGUGUCACUCUUACACAGCAUAAGCAGAAAGAAACAUACAUGUCAGGACCUUACAAAGGACAUGCUAAUUCCUCUGUUAAAGGUGGGGUAGGCAGGAUCUGAGGAAGUGCCAGUUUUGGGGAGAAAUCUUGAAUGUAAACACUACCCCUCCCAAACAGUUUCCCCCUCAGCUCCUCCUCUCCCCUCCCUCUCUGCUCCAGCAAGCCCCGCCCACAAACAGACACUCCUGCUCGCUCGUAUCGUUCCAAUUGAAUUUAGAUAUAAUGCAGAUAAAUACCUCAGAUAAUUACAAAUGGGGCCCAGUCAACGUGAAAGUAAACAGCAUUGGUGCUGCUGUAGAUGCCAACAGACUACCAGCAAAAACAAUGUUUGCAGGACUUCUACAACUAGGAUAAAGUGACAUACUCCAGGACCCGGGGUAAGCAGUUUAGCGGUGCUACAACAUGCAGUAGAGAGUAGUUGGUUUCUACUGUCCGAUAUUGUAGCACGCUAACUUUGUUUGGGCUCGUGAACGUUAUUCGAGGACAUGGAGCGUGCCUCACAACACGAGGAAGCAGCGUCUGCCUCACAACCAAUCAGGUCAGGAAGGUGGAGAACGGCUUCAUUUACAAUCAGAAUUAGCGGGAUGCUCAAAAUGUUUUAAAUUUUUGACUACACAGACAUGACAAAACACAGCGAUAUUGUUAUAUUACUAAAUGUCAUCAAUAACUAAAAGCUUUUUUGUAUAUACACCACACAAAAAGAUGCUACUUUAAUGGAAUCCUGCCUACCCCACCUUUAAUUUCUCUUAUAUAACUCAUGGAAGCUUCAAGUCAAGGACAUGUUCAAUAGUUUUUUUUUCACAGGCCUGACUGAUUUUGGAGGAUGGGACAUGAAGUAGUGUGUGCAAAAGACAAUUUACCUUCUCUGUUUUACCCUUUAAUUCUAAAAGAAGAUACUUUCCACAGAAAAACUCAUCAGAAAUGUCCAAUCAAAGAAAAACCUGCUAAGUGCAAGAGCACAAAAGCUGCCUGCAGUCUUAUGCAAUAAAGCCCUUCAACAAGGCACUUUUUCAACCCAAGAAAGACAAGAGAAAAAUCACCAAACUAGUAGCUGUGUCCUUUUAUUUCACAGCCUUCAGGGACCACUUGAAAAGUUUUCAGAUAUUUAACACCAGAUGCCACUUCUGAUUUAGAUUAGAUAACAUUUGAUAAAACUUUAUCUGGCAGUGCCAAAAAUAUAGUAUGGUUCUAUCUAACGCAUGCUAAAGUUCACAGGUGCUAAAUUGUGUCUCCGAGACCCCUGUUAUAGUCUGUGCUCUAUCUUUCUCUCAAGACCUGAUGUUCUGAUCCUAAUCCCUGUCUUUCCUACCCUUUGUUCCAGAAGUUGCCCUUGCCUGUGAUUUCCCUGUCCUUCUGAUCUCAUACAGCGCCAUCAUGUUCAACUUUCAAAUGUCCUUUUCUUGUUCUUUGUUUUCCAGAACCCUGA
Xyrichtys novacula (pearly razorfish) is the source of this 71668-nucleotide messenger RNA. The record is from the annotation of a GenBank genome assembly. NCBI's taxonomy places the organism in Eukaryota, Metazoa, Chordata, Actinopteri, Labriformes, Labridae.